This is a messenger RNA of Cinara cedri, 84880 nucleotides long. NCBI's taxonomy places the organism in Eukaryota, Metazoa, Arthropoda, Insecta, Hemiptera, Aphididae. The record is from the annotation of a GenBank genome assembly.
GUAGAAUGAGAUUAGGCCGCACGCGUUGUUAUCGCACUUUGGCGCUGCAGUGUUAACCGCACAGAAUCCGCGUAAAGUUCAUCGUAACAGUAUGUUUGUCUGCGACUUCACACAAUUAUUUUAUUUAGAUGAUCGUUUAAAGUUCUGUGGUACAUGUGAUGUCUCAAGUGACCAGUGUUGAUCGAACAGUCGUCUGGGCUGUAUAAUUCUCAUUGAUAUAGUCCAAUGACCACCAAAAACGGUAGUAACAUUGUAGUUGAGUGGCUUCGGUCCCUUCACCUGGGUCAGUACGCCGAUUCAUUCUUAGACAACGGAUAUGACGACUUGGAAAUAUGUAAACAAGUAGGUGAUCCUGAUUUAGACGCUAUCGGUGUAUUCAAUCCAUCACACCGUAACAGACUAUUACAGUCGGUACGUACAUUGCGCGAGGAAGGUGCCGCUAGUGUUUAUUUUACACUUGAAGAAUCUGCUGCUAUACAAGAAGAAUGCAAGUAUGCAUCUGUCAAAGAUUGUGCUCCCAGUCCUGGUCAUUCAUCGGGCAGCAGCACACAAGAAUUACAGCAAGUUCAUUAUGAUGAGUAUGAAGAAGGCAAGGCUGAAUUAGUUAGGAUACCCAAACUUCAAUUGAAAUUACUGCUUAAGGAUAAAUUACUACAAGAUGGUAUUCGACUCAGUUCUCAACCUUAUACUACUCAGGUAAGAGUUAUUUACUAUUAUUUAAUUUAAUCCAAUGAAUUAGGGUAGCUAGGUACCUACUUCUGUAGGCAUUUAAUCAUUAGAUUGUUGGUUGUCUAAUAUAUUUAUAACCAGUACCUAGAUAGGUUUUAAUAAUUAUUCAUUUUAAUACACUCAGUAUAUAAUGUUAUGUUUAAUAUACACCUCUAAUUAUUAUUUAGAGUAUGUCCAAUUAGCAUAGUUAUAGGAAAAUAUUUAUCUGGUCCAAUACUGUCAGUGUUAUGGGCAUGUAAUUUUAAUUUUAGAAAUUUGUAUUUGAAAAAGUUGCAGCAAUUGAUUUAUAUUAUUAGGAAUUUAUUUUAUUCUUCAUAAAUUUGAUAUCUCUUAAUGAAAUUUUUUUAUUCGAUUAAUCCGAAGCUAUCUGUCAUUCACUGAAGUUCAAAGAAAUAAUUUAUAGUGUAAUAUUUAUUUCCUUUUAAAAAAAUAUGGUCUAUUUAAAUGCAUUUUUAGAUAUUUUCUGUAAAUUCAUAUUGGUACUUAGUAUAAAAGUUUUAAAUAUCUACUUUACCCAGGAAAAAAGUAAAAUUAGAUAGGUAGGUACCUACUUGAAAACAUUUGAACAACUAUACAUUCCUGUUUUUUAUUUUACAUAGUUAUUUCAAAAGAAAAAACAUUUUGAAAGUGAAAUAUUAAAAAUUAAAAGUAAGUACCUACCUUGUUGGAAAUUUAGAAAAAUCCAUUUAUGUUUACAUUACCUACUGAUCUAUAGUUAAUGUGCGGAUACUAUAGAUUUCUUAAAAUGAUUUUAAUAUUGUUUUUAAUGUAAUUUUUGGAAUUUUUUAAUUCAAAGUAACUAUUAAGUAUUUCUAAAAAUAUAUUUUGUCUUUAGAAAAAAAUUCAGAAAAUGCUUAAUACAUUAUAAAUGUGAAUGACUAAUUGAAAUUAAAAUAGAAAAAGUGUAGGUAUCUUUUAUUAUUAUUUUUUUUAAGACAUUUUGUAGGUAGGUAGAUCAUUAAAUUACUUUUAAUUUAUGUGUUAUGCCAUUUUAUUUGUCGUUUGAAAUGUGGAUAAUAAAUACUUAAGUCAUAAAGCCAUAAUGCUGAAAAGUAAAGACAAUACAAAUAAAUACUAAAUACAAUUAAAAAUACCGGUUAUUGUUAGUUCGAAUUACCGUAAAUAAUGUUGUUGGGAUAAUAAAGAAUUUGUUUUGGGGUAAGUGAUAAUUUUUCAUAAACACAUUUUAAUUUGGAGUUAUAUUCACCCCAUUCAUGGCUUCCCUUGGUCAUCCAAUUUUAAUAGAGUUAAUCUAAUGGUUAAUUAUUUACACCUACUAUUUAAAAAAAAAACUACAAAAUUUACAAAAAACAUAAUUAAUUAUUUAUAUCUAAUAUUUAUUUAUACUUUACUUAUUUUAAGAAUAUAAAUAAAUAUUAUUAUUCAUGUUUAUUAUUUUAAUAUUCCUACAUUUUUUUCUAUUUUUUAAUUUUUUUUUAUACAAUCAAAAGAUAUCUUUUGAGGUUGUAAAAAUAUUCGAAAAAUUCCACGUUGCACAGCAAUAUUGAACUUGGAUGGUGUUUUAGAAGUAUAAUUUUUCGAAUUAUCUACUCAGUAACUGUGUGAGUAAAUUUUAAUAUUUUGAAAAAAAAAAUCACCUAUCUACUUGGUUGAUUGUUAAUUGGAAUAUCAAAUAAUUAUUACGAUGAUAGGUAUUCAGUAAGCACUGAGCAGUCAAUAGUUUCAAGAAGUCUAAAUAAAAUAAAUACAAUUUAAAAAUGUUCACGGAAACGGUUUGUUUUAAAUUUAGAAUUUAAAUUACCUAAAGUAUAUACGUUAUUUCUAAGAAUUUUCAAUAACGUAGUAAGUAACUAUACAUUUAUUAUUUGUAUUUUAUAUACUAAUGAUAUUCUAACGAAAUUGAAAUAUUGUAUAUUUUAUUAAUAAAGAUAGGAUCGUCCACUUUAAUAUUAUGAAAUAUUAAUAAUAAUUAUAAAAUGAAAUUGCAAAACAAUAUGCGAUAAACUCACAAGCAACUAUUAUUAUUGGCUUAUCCGACGAAUCUUGUCAACAAUAUAUCGAAUGGGAAAAAAUGAAUCAAAAAUACAGAGCUUAUUUGCAUGAUAUUUGACAGUGCAGAUGUCGCUACAUCGCCGGAGAGCGCAUCAACUAUUCCAUUAUGAAAACGCAAUUUAUCCAUUAUUUUUAUUCGUUUGAAAUCAAUAAGUUCAAUCUGUCUCGACUCUCAGUUAAUAUAAGAACGUUUUGCAAAUGGGACUACUGACUUUCUCGACGACGAAAUAAUAAAACAUCAGCACCGUAUAAGAUGAAAUUUAUUGUUAUUUGAAAACAUUUUACGCUAGACGUUUGACGAAUUCGCGAUGAUUAAGUGAAUAAAAAAAAAAAAAAAAAAAAAAAAAUAAUUAAGAACAAAUAAUUUACGCACUAUACGAAUAAAUGAAUAAUAUUAAAUGGUAUAAUGUAUAUAAUCUCUGAUAUUAUCAUUGCAGAAUACAGACACAAUUACAUGCAAUGUUUGUAUUAAUUAUUUAUAUUGGAAAUCAAGUUCCUGAAGAUGGUCAAAAGUCUACACACUGAUAUUAUUAUAACUUAUGAAACUAAAGGAGGGGGAGACAUAGUACAUAGCAUUAUGUUGAGAUUUUCUUCGAAACCGCUCUGAUUAACAGUUUCCUUUUUCAUAGGCAACGAGGAUUAUUUGAAGGAUGAAAAAAGCUGAUUGACUGGUUUUCGAGAUCCGUGUUUGGGCAACGAGCAAUUAGACACUAAUACAGUAAAUUGACGGGUCGAAAAAAACUCAAUGAUAAUUUAAUACACAUAGUUCACAGUUUUUGCAAUAAUUGAUCUGUAUAACACACAAGACAUACGAAACGAAUUAAACAAUUCAACAGAAGAUUGUAAUAAAUCAAUAGAAACCACCAAAGUUUAGUUUACCAUAUUUUUCAACUUUAUAUUAAAGUCUAUAAUAAGUCCACAACAUAAAUAAAUAAUGAUUACCCGAAUAUGAAUGAUUAUGAUAACUAUGUAACCGAAUAAUACGAAUAUCAAUGAUAUCCCUUCAUAUUCUAAUAAUCAACUCAACGCCUAAUUUUAUACACCCAAUAAACUAUAAUUAUUCAUUCAAUAUUUCCCAUACAUUAAAAUUAUUAUUAUUUUUUUAUUCUAACCGGAAAUCCAUCUUGUAGAAAUAGUAAAAACAAAAAUAUAUUUAAGGUUCAUUAGAGGGAACAUGGGAUGAUGUAAUAUUGGGAAUGGCGCCAGUUGAUAGAAAUAAAAGGGUAAAACCAGACGAAACGUCUUCAGUUAUACGACUGAUAAAUAAUGUGAAAAACAAUGAUGUAGCCAUUGAUUAAAUAUACAGAUCCAAAGAGAUAAAAUAAUAAUAUUUUUGGGGCAGAAAAAUAAUAUAUUAUUUAGACUAUCCGUGUUGCAUUUUAUGCCAUCAAUCUCCUUCUAUAAUAACGAAAAACUAAAAAUGAUACUACUACGUAAAUAUUAGAAUUAUACAAAAACUAAUAAGUAUUUUAAAUCUGCUACUUUUAUGAACAAAUUACUACUAUUUACUUAAAUAACGAAUAAUAAUCGAAUAAUGAUUAAAACCGAAAAAAAACAUAGGACUAAUGGACAAUUUUACGAAAAUAAUGCUUUUAUUAUGUUAAAUUUUGCUUUUUCGUUAUUAUUCAAGUUAUAAAAUAUUCGUAGAGACUAGAAAUGUCGACGGAAAAUGUUUACUUACAUUUUUUAGACGUGGAAAAAUGUUCAAAACGUUUGAGUUAUUUUUGAGUUAUUCAUAGACAUUUUAAUUUUGCGAGUUUUUUUACGUAAUUUUAAUUUGGUAGGUAUGCCGUAGAUAAAUGGUUAGAUUUAACAGAAAUGCUUGGAAAUUUGAUAGAAUAUUUAAUAUAAAUCAAACUUAGUGAUCAGAAACAAAAAAUUAGUUUAAUGUAGGUUUUGUUUUUAUAAGAGUUAAAAUUAACGACAAUUGUAAAUAUUACGGCUUUUCAAAAUAUGUUUAACCGAAAUUCACUCUGAAUCGUUUUCCGUCAUUAAUGAUUUAUCGUUUGUUACAAGGUAUAAAUUAAAUAACUUUAUGUAUCCUACCUUCUCCACUACCCACCUACAACAGUGGCCGCAUGGCCCACUCUUUCCCAGUACCAGCUAUUUUAUUCUAUUUACAUAAAUAAAAGAAAUAACUAUAUAUAUAUUUUUAAACUUAUAAAUAUAUUGUAUUUAUUUUUUACAUUUUCUGGUUGUAAUUGUAAUGACUUCAACUAGUGCUAAAUUAUUUUAUUCAUAUUCUUAUUUUACUGGAUUAUUUGCUAACACUUUAGUAUCGAUCGUAUUUAUAAUUUAUACAUUUACAUUCAUUUCGUAUAACCAUUACAUUAAAUUGAAAGUCGUUUUUCCAUUGAUUAAAAAAAAAAGUUCGCAAACUCAGAUAACUUUUCAUGAAUUGAAUGCAAUUCAACUGAAAUGGGUUUACGAAAUGGGUUUGGCGAAGAUUUAGAUUAAAAAGACCAAUAUUUUGGCACACACAUUAUGACCACUUAAGAGUACUUUUAUGAUUUUUUUCCUGCGUUUCUUUACUAUCAAAACGUUUAAUAUAUUUUAUAUCUACUUUAUAUACUAUAAUUGUGAACUAUUAUUUAUGCAAUUAAAUUCUAAAUCGACAGUGGUAAAAGAUGAUUUAUUUUUUGUAAAUUGACUGAAUACUAAACUGUAUUUUACAAAUAUUAUCAUAUCAUUUUAUUGUGGAACUUUUGAUAUACUGGUACAUUCACUCAGCCAUUAACCUAAUUUCACAAAUGGUAUCGUAUUAAUUAUAAUUUAUAUACAAAUGUAGAGUUUGGACUCGACGAAUGCGAACCGGUAGACUUCUUAUCUAUUUUUUGAUUACUGCUCCUUGUUUCUAUAUAAGUACAGUCUUGGUAACUUCAAAUGUUACACAAGUAUCAACAUUUCAGAUAAAUUCAUUAAUUUAAGAUAGCUAGACAAUUUAUAAUUUGUACCCAUAAUAUAUUAGGUAUACUGUAUACAAUACAACACGCAUAUAAUUUAAUGAUUUACCGUAUGAUAUAAUAUGUGUUGGCUUUUGGUAAUUUCGCCCUAUAAAAUAUAGUAUUGUGUUAGACUUAUCGUUAAAUCGUGUUUUGACAGUACAUGGUAUCACAUGUUUAUCGACCCAAAACAUUUUACGACUCACGAACUUUGCGCAUAAUGUUUGGCAAAUGGUAAUUGUGUAUGUUCCUUGUAUAAAUGAACAACCCGCUAGCUGUUUGGAGUUUUUUGUUAUUCAAAUUGUGUUCGUUUAAAUUGUCGACGAACUUGUUAUUAUUUUAUUGCAUAGUUGACGCUGGUAUUUUUUUUCUAGGUUCUGAGCGUUACGAGAUAUUUAUUGGUUUUACAGUGAAAUGUAUUUCUUAAAUUGUUUUAUCAUUCAUUUGUUUUUUUAACUAAAUGACUACACACGUUACACAUUAUACGUUUUUAGAUAUCACAAGACUGAUUUGUAAUUAGUAAAGUAAAUUUCGAUUUUUUUCGAAUUUUUAUUUCUUUAUUUAAUGCUCUUGAUACUUUUUGUUUCAUCUAUUUAUUUAGUUUUUUCAACCUGUAUAGGGUUAUUUCACAACAAUCUUCCAGUUAUCUCUAUCGCUAAAUUCUUUCGAUUUGAUCAACCCCCCCCCCUCAAAGUUUCCGCAUUCUUUUCAACUACAUAUUCUUGUUUUUCUCGACGGCAUUUUGUUUACCGAAUUCUGGUUUUAACCGCCGGAACAGAUUUUGGCUUUUCCUGCGUAGGUUUUCUUUAUAAAUUCUAAAAUAUUCUUUUCUUUGUACAUUGUUUUUGGCUCUCUCUAUUUUUUUUUUAUCUUCGUCUUCAUAUUUCGGUUUUGAUCUCUUUUAGUGUUGUUUAUAAAUCUCAAAUAUAUUUCUAUAUCAUAUAUAUAUAUAUAUUAAAACUCAAAAAAUUAAAAUAAAUGCGGGAAACUGAACAUAUAAAACUUACAUAAUAUUAUAUGGUAAAUUAUUAAAGAACAUUUUACCGAGUUAUAAAAUUUGAAUAUGUAAGUAUACCAUUCUGUUAGGUAUUAAAUAAAUCACUAUAUACAUUUCUUAUCGUUUUUUCGUUCUUCUUUUCUUCUUAAACCCAAUAAAAAAUGUAAGAGUGUUUGUGUGUGAUAUAUAUUGUGUACGUAUCAUGGUAAGACUAGACAAUUAAUCUGACGGCAUUGGGUGGGUUUUAAUGUAUUCACGCUAAAGGGUCGGACAUAAAUCCCGGAACCUCUUAUCGGAAGCCUGUCCCUUCCGGCUUUCUCGGGACGCUGAUAGUGUCAAGAUAGCUCUGCUUUGGUCUUUAAGCCUUUACACGCUUCGAGAAAUUCAGUACCAAACUAAAGAGAAAAUCGUUCAAAUCGCUCGUUCGCACAAUGCGCAUAAGUACAGUUUUACCCAAGUUUUGUUCAAGGAAGGAAACCCCGAAUGCUGCAUCAACAUUAUUAAUUAAUAUGAAAAAAAAACCAUUAAUAAUUUAUUCUUUUUAAUGCCUUCUCAAUAUUUUAAAACAAUCUUUGCCAUUCGGGAUCAUUUUUGUUAUCUAUUGAUCAUAUUUUAAAUGUGUUCUAAUUACUUGGCUGAGCAAACAUAGUUACAUAAAUAAAAAGUCCUCUAAUAUCGAUAACAUUUUUUAUUAAUGAAUUAUGUACAGAAGAACGUAAUAUGUAUUGAAACAUCAUAAUUUAAUUUUUCUAAUCAUUAUUAAUUAUUAAUUUUUACAUAAAUUAAUUUAAUAUUGAAAUUAUUUUGACGGCAUUGUUUGUUAAUUACUUAUUUAAAAAUAUACGGUAAAUAUAAUAGUCGUAUGAAUGAUGAUUAUUUUUCAUAAUAAUAACUAUAAAUUCGGAAAUCAAUUGCAAUCGUACAUACUGCACAGCAUAUAUUAUUUACUAUUAAGUAUUAAGACGUUAAAAAAACAUGCUAUUUCGCCAAAAGUGUAUGUUUAAUAGCGAGAAAUAGAUUUUUACUGCAACAGAAUUAUAUUAUUUUAUUCUAUUCUUUUUUAGCAAUAAAAGAUUUAGGGAAUAUUAGGAACUCAAUAUUUGUAUACAUGACCUAUUUUACAAUAUUUAACUUUUGUUAAGUAUAUAUAGUUUAUAGUUGGUUAGACAGCAAUGAAUUAUACGGAUUUAUUUUUAAGUAUUUUAGUUUACAAUAAUAUACUCGUGGACUAGUGUACACGAUAAAUGCUCGUAUUUUAAAUUAAUAAUUUUUAAAGUUUGUGUUUAAUAAUAUUAUAAUAUUAUUAUAUACUACUACAAUAUGUUUAUAAUUUAUAUGCCACAUGUCAAAAAAAAAUACGCGCGUAACUGCAUACAUAUUAUAUUGUUGGAAAAUAUUUAUUUUAGAAUGAAAAAAAAACUUGAAUGGUACACCUAUUUUAUCUUUUGUUAAUAUUUCUCAGAAUAUUUCUGGACAGAUAUAUAAGUUGGUUGCCAGACGACUUUAUUAUAAACCAUAUUUUGUCUUGGAAAACAAAAACACUCUUAUGAUAAACAAUUAUUAUAUUAUUAUAUAUUCAUAAAAUAUGACGAUUGUUUUAUGCUUUUAGACAGGAGUAAACAUUAUUUUAUUUAACUCGAAUCUUGUUCAUUGUUAGGAAAUAAUAGUUUGCGGCAAGAGUCUUUGGUAAUUAUACGUAUUGUUGGUUAUUUAAGCAAUUAAAAUUUCAUAAAUAUUGUAGGUAAAAAAAAAAAUGUUAGGGUUAAAAUGCAUUCACUAGACCGGGAAAUAAUAGUCGUACAUUGUGUACCUUUAGACUAAGUUAUAAUUAGGUAGGUCGUAGGUACCCUAUUUAAAAAUGUCAAUUUCGUACUGAAGCACAUAAAAAUAUUUUACCUUGCAUGUGAUUGAUCGAACAAAACAAUAAUUAUUAUAUGAUUAAAGUAAUUUCUUUAAACUACUUAAUAUUCGUAUUAACCAUUAAUGUUUUUUUUUUUUACUAGUGUUUAUUUUUAAAAUAUGUACAAAAAAGUAUUACUUAAAAUUUGACUUAUAAUACGAAUUAUUGAAAUCAAGUAUUAAUUGAAUGCGUAAUGUUAGUGCUAGUAAAAAUUAAAAAAAACUGAUGGUUUUAUUGUUUUUAAAAAUAUCAUUUUAUGUAAAUCAAUGCGUUACCCCGUAUAGUAUUUAAUUUGAGUUUUGGUUGUGUUGUAUAUGUUCUAGUUAUGAGUUCUGAUCUUUUACCUACUAAAAUAUUAUAAAACAGUAUUUAUAAGCAACGUAACUAGUUGAAAUACGACAAAAAUAAAUAAAGUAUAAUAUUUGAAACACGUAUUAUUUAAGGCUAUUCCUUUUUCCUGAUAACAUUUAAUCAACUUUGGAACUUAUCAAGAGGGCCAGUUAGCAGAUACAAGUUCAAAAUGUUGGCUCUGAUAGUGCAAAAAAAAAAAAAAAAGAAAAAGCAAAAAGAAAGGGAAAUAAAGAAAACGAAGAAUAUGACGUGAGGGUUAUGUUUGUACUAUACGCGAGUAAACUAAUCUUCGACUCUAGGCACGUAAACUUCACAAAUGACAGCUUAGGGUCUCUUGGGAGGAGGUGGACGAGGUGGUGGCAGUAUAGUAGCGCGUAGGAGCAAAGCUAACAGAAACAAAAUUAUUAUUCGACGAUAGUAUUCCGGGGGUCUGCUGAUAAAUUUGACCCCAGCGCAUACGAGAAUCGUAAAAAUUAAUCCUAACACUUUGGCGUUGUAGCUGCACCGUCAUCCUGCCUCCACCAUACAACUCGUCACGUAAAAUGUUAGAUAUUUACAUUAUUUACAAAACGAACGCCCUUUAUAUUAUUUUACUGGUGCUCUCACACUCGUUUUUGGCCGUAGACGAAAAUAUAAAUUGUUCGGACAUACAUUCUAUCUAUACGUUGUAUGUUGUACACGAAUACACGCACAUACACUCCAGUACAUAGAGGUAGUAAGAAUGUAUAAUACAAUGUGAUCAUAACAAUACAUAUUUCGGUCGGUUAGAAUUUUGGAUUAAAAUUUUGUUUUUAGAAGGUAAUAGGGAGUACAGAAAUACACUUAUAAGAAUACAUUUAAAAUGUUUAAUACUAAAUUUGAAUAGUCAUAUUUAUUUUAUUUUAUUAUAACGACUUUGGUUAAAAUAAUUAUUUUUCUGUUUCGAAAAUUAUUUGAGAUACAGCUAUUAUGUAAAGUUUAUUAAAAAAAUUAAAGCUAAUAAUAAAUUAUAAAUGGAAAAAUUAUACUUUUUAAUAAACUUUAAAAUGAAAAUGGCUGUAUAUCGAGUAAUUUGUUGGGUAGAAAAAAUAACACAGCUUAGUGAAAGUUGCUUUAAAAAUAUAGAAGUAUUCGAAUCCGGUGUUAAAAAAGGCGUUUUUAUAAGUUUUAUCGCGCACUGAAAGGUUUAAUAAUUCGAAAAAUAUAAUAAACGUGUGUUUUAGCACUAUUUGUUGCCUUCCAAAUAUCGAAAUUAAAUCGAAGGUCACUCAGCCAAAAUAUUUAGUAUUACCUAAAAAUAUAAUCGUACCAUAGGUAUAGUAUCGUACCUAUAUAUUUACCAUAUUUCGGAAAGGAUGAUGGUAACUGGUGGUUAUAUAUGAUGGUGUGUCCACUAACGAGAAAAGGCUGGGCAGACGUUCUCGGUUGAUAGAAGCUAAUCAAGACGACCCCUUAUGCGCAUAAUUGGAAAGGUACUAUGGUGACCGGGUGAGUGGUGGCUGGGGGGGUACAGCGAAGGGGUCUUUUUGCCACCGCAUCGCCGCCACUGUUGGUAAUAAUAUUUCUGCUGGGAAUUUUCGCAAACUGCUUUCGCCAGUAGCCCUGCAACCCUCAUUACAGAACGCAUAAUGUAUAAUAAUAAUAAUAAUAAUAUACAAACGCGACUAAUAUAAAAAAGUGAUGCUUUAAUAUAAUUUAAUGAUAAUAUCGUAUGUAAUUAACGUUUAAAUCCGUGUUGGUAAACUAUUUUGGUUUCAAGGAGAAGGUCUUUGGACAUUUUUGUGUAGUUGUUAAUACAAACAAAUUAAGUUUUGAAAAUGCAUACACUUAUUUUGAAAAUAUGUACACCUGUAAUUUAGACAAAAAAAUAAAAGGAAAACAAUCAUACAACAAAAAAAUUCUAAAAUUGACUUAAGUCUUUCUUCUUUAGGACUGAAGAUAUAUUCAGAAAACCGCCAAUACGGCUAACUUUUGUUACUAUUAAAAUUUAAAACUCCGAAGAAUGAUGCCAUCUUUUGAAAAUACAUUAAAACAUUGUUAAUUAAAUUUCACCCGCUGGCCGUCAAAAAUAUAUAUUAUUUUUAAGUGGUGGGAAUUAUUCAUUAUCCUGUUCUAUUAAAAUGGUGCGAGUAAUUAUGGGACACUGCUAUAGUUUCUUAUUAUUAUGUUUAAUAACAGUUUUUAUAAUCGUCGUAUAUAUUUUAUGCCGAAUGUGUAUGAAUUCGUUAAUAAGGACUGUGUUAUAAAUCUAAAAUCGUCAUUUUGUAUUUCUAUUUCUAUUUGGAUACUGAGCGAAAUGAAGCUGUUGUUUAUUAUAGUCAAUGACGUAUGCUUUUUUGGAUUCCAAACGAAGUGAGGAAUGUAUUGGUUUUACUGUGAUAUGUGAGUUUUUUCUUCUAUCUGUAAACAACUUUUCUACUAAAAAUCUUACUACGAUUUUCAAAUGUAGCAUCUGUUUUGAUAAUUUGUUUAGUUAGAAUACAUUUUAAUUGUCAUUUUUGGUUUUCUUUGUAGUUGUUUUAAUUGGAUAAAACAAGUAAAUUUACAUAUUAAUGGUUUCCAUUAUUUUCGAUUUUUGUUUUUUGCUGUAAUUUAGUUUAAAAUAAUUUAGACGUUCAAUUUUAAAAACAUUUUGUCAAUUUUUGAAUUAUUUAUAAACUAUUUGAAAUUAUCAAGCUUUUUGAGUUAUUAUUUGGAUAAAAUUGUUUUGGCCUCUAAUAAAAAAAAAUACAAAUAAUUGCAUUUUUCGUUAAGUAUUGUUGACUUUUUAAUUGUAAAUGUUACAAAUUUGUUAUUAGUAAUUGUUAACUAUUUGUAAAAAACACGAGUUGUGCCCUUAAAUUUAAAAUUCAAUUAUCUUUACAUUAAUCGUUUUUCGACCGUAAUAAUACUAAUGAUUAAUACUUAUAGUAUUAAUAUUUGAAUUUAAAAUAAUAAAACCAUACAUCAUUAUUCUUUGCCAAUUUAUGUUCUCUAUUUCGUAAUAUUAGUUUAUCUAAUAUCUGUAUAAUUUGUAUGCAGUUAAUAUUUUAUAAUAUUUUGUGGUCCAUGGGCCUGAUAAAAAUUUAUUUAUAUUUAAAAAAAAAUAAUGUUGCUUAUUAUUUUUGUAUAGAUAUCUAAUUUAAUUUCGGUGAAUAUAAAAGCGCCUUAAAAGUUCUUCUUAUGAAAUAACUAACAUUUUUGAGAAAAAAAAAAUAAAAAAAAUAAUUGUUUAACGAAUGACUCCUUUCAGAAUUUAUAAUUUCGUCUAUCAAUUUUAUUGUUAUUUUAUAUUUUAAUAAUACGUCUAAUAAGUCUUAAUCUUAUUCAGUUUAAAAUUUAAAUUGUUUUGUUUAUAAACAUUAUGAAAAAUAUUAUUUUUUUGUGAAUCCACUACAAUGUAAUAUUAAUAAUUAUAAAAGGUAUGUACUAUAAUAAUUUUAUUAUAAAAUCAAUACCAUAAAAGAAAAUUGUCUAAAAUACAGAAUAUACUUUUUGUGGAAUUUUCCCCGAAAAUGGAACUUAUAGUACUGUGUUGUUUAUGUUAUAUACUCGUACAUAUAUAUAUAUAUAUAUAUAUAUUUUUCCCACUAAUUUCUGAAAUUUCAAGUCUUUCAUUCUAGAUCAGAUUAUCCUAAACUUGGGAAUUAGAGUUUUUUUAGCUAUAUUAAGGUGAUACAAAUUGGGCUGAAUUUCGAUAUGAAUUUAACUAUGUUGUUGUGACUUGAUGGUGUAUUUUAACUUUGUAUAUUUCUAUAGGACUCUUUAAACUAUACUAGGGGAUACAAAUUUGUAUAUUCAUGACGUUCGUGUCAAGCAACUUUAAGUUCUUUGGGGAUUUCAACUUUCAAUGAUUACUAAAUUCACUUUUAUGAUCAAAUAUCUUAGUUUUUUUGUUUAAGUUUCUACCUAUAGUAUAAUUUAUUGUGUACAGUAGGUAUAGUGUUGUUUUAUAGUAUUUUUUUUAUUUAUUGUUUUGAAAAGUUUUAUAACAUAAAGUAAGAGGAGGGAAAUCAGAUUCUAGUGAACAAGCUCUGCUGUUUACGGGUAUUUUAUAUCUAUGUGUUUGCUUAUUCUAAUAAAUAUAUUUCCAGCUUAUUGAUUUAAAUAAAUAUAUAUGGUACUGAUUUUGCUUAAAAUUUACUCGUUAUUAUAUUAUUUAAGUUUAUUCCGGAACCGCUUGAUUGACUUUUAUGUAAUUCGGGUAGUUUGAUGUAAGAUUGAAUGUAAUAUUCUUAUCAAGUUAAAAGUUAACCCAUUUGCAUUAAAAUCAAAAUUACGCAUUAUUAUAAUAAUAAUUCCUUGUCUGCGGUUAUUGUGUAUUGCACGUGCUUUUCAUCAAAAGAAUUUUUAUUUCCAUCCUAAAGGUUAAUGACACUUGUAUAAACUCAGUCGAACGCAAUCCCGAAGUGCCCUCUAUCCUUCUCGUCAUUUCUCUCCGGUUUAUCCUGUAUAGACGUGUGAAAAUUUAAACACAUCGUCUCCACCUCGGUAAGAGUAUUAUAAUUAUAAAUUAUUAUUAUUAUUAUUAUUAUUACGGAGAAGUCGAGAGCCAGUUAAAAGCCACUUGUGCAAAAGUUUUUGGAACACCUUAUGGCGCCGUAUAACCAUCCGACCGAGUCGACAAUUUGUCCGGUGCGCACCUGCUGGCACGUUAAAAAAUAAUAUACGAAUAUUCAUAACUGUAUUUAUAUCUUUUGCGACCCGGCGGUGGCGCCAGUGCCUUUAGCCGUGUGUAUUGCUGACGUAAUGUGCUUUAGUCGCAUAAUUCGAGGAUCGGCUAUGUAUACCCAUUCACUGGUAUAAUCGAGAAAACCCAUUAGGUCGCAUGACCUAGACAGGUUAAACAUAACUCUUGAGAUGUAAAAAUUCGCAUUUUCAAUGGGACUCGAGCGGGAAAAAAAGCAUUCAUUAAUUUUUUUUUUAGUUCUCUAAAACAUUAACAUUUCGAAUGGAUUGACAUCAUCGUUCUAAAAAAAAAGAGGUCUUCAUUUUUAUAUUUCGAGACAAUGAAACGCUGUGCAUGUUUUUUUUUUUUUUUUUAGGUUAAAAUGGCGUCCAAAAAAAUGUCGUUUGAAUUGUUUGAGAAUACUCCUUGAUUUUUUUUUUUAAUUUUUAUUAUCAACAUGCACAAAACAGAUUGCUUUGAAAAGUAACGAAAAAGAAAAAGUUUAUCCAUUAAUCCAGCUUAUUAAGCACGAAAUAACUACGAAUUUCAUUGGCACCCCGUUGGUCGAACAGAUGAAAAAAAUAAAAUAAAUUUAUUAGAUUCGUUUGGCGAAAAAUAACGGCCGGGAAUUUGGGUAUAGAAUUAAUUGGUUUUAUUGCAAAAAGUUCCUGUUAAACGAUUUUUCGAACACCAAUGCAGUGACGUACAAUAAUUCUUUCCCUGUUCGAAAAUUGUCGAGGGUUCAAAAAGACCCUCUUAUUUAUAUACGUAUAAUAUAGAUAUAUAUUUAUACAUAUAUCUUAUAAAAAUAAAUCCAUUUUUAUACAUACCUACUACAGGGGGGAGGGAGGGGGGUUAAUCGUAAAUUUACGGCAACAAUAGUAAAUGAAUAACCGACAAGUAAAAAACCCUUUGAAAUAAAGGUCGCUUACCGCUAUCAUAUUUUUUCGCUUUAUAGUUUCUAGUGCACAUUCCUGCGGCGGCCACAAUAAUACGCGCACACUACAUUACCGCCCCAGAUGCCCUUUUUGAGCGCAAAGGUUUCGCCGUGUGAAUGAUGUAACAUUCACGGUCCCGAGGCGAAACGAAGGAACAUCGCCCGCUCCGCUGUGCGGCACUUUCCCGUUAUCAUCGUUACUACUCGUCGGCGUGUUAUCCUGGAAUCCGGGCCGUUAAUUUAUUAAACGGGAUAAAGUCGGCCACCAACAUAAAUAACGCGUGCGCGUCCUCCUUACUCUCUCCCCUCUCUAAACAUUUUGCUCGAGCCGCACACUGCCCACUUGCUCACUUGUCCUACCUACUUAUAUUAUGCAUACAUAUACGUGAUAUACCUACACAUAUUACAGGUAUUUAAACGAACAGGUUGAUAGGAUGACACGACUGUUUUUGCCCCCGUCCGUCUUCCGCGUGAUGUCCUUUUUGCGCUGGUCCGUCUAUCACGCACCGCCACCGCCGUAAUAGAAUUUACGACUGUAGGAACAAUGCACCUGUAUAUUAUAUUAUUAUAAAAGAGAGGAGAGACUAUUUUAAUGUUGUACCGAAAUGGCGACAGCGACAUGCCCACCACCGCCGUAUAUAUACGCAAAGAACAAAAUGAACACCGCCGCUGCCGCCGCCGCCCGUAUAGAUUCCGCUUCCUCUGGGGAAAUUUGGCGUUUUCGCUACGCCCUCCCUUGGCCCGCGCAGCACUGGAACUCGUUUUAUUGUUCUCCUCUGUCCCGAAUGAAUUAGGAAUGUGAACGGAAUUUUUCUACUCGGUUUAACAUCCCUUCAAAAUCCAUUCACUUUCCGACGACUUGGGUAUUUUUAACCACAUAUUAUUAUAUUAUAUACGCACGUUGAGCAAACUAUGCCAAUACACGCACGUAUUACCUAUAAUAAUACUCGGUAUAUUUAAAUGAUUUUUUUAAAUUUAAUAACUUUUAUCCAACAUUUGUGAGAAACAAUAUAUAUAUAGUGGCACUUUGCAAAUUUGUAUUCUAUUUAACAUUAAAAUAACCAAAUAUUAUAGAUUGUUAAAAAAAUGUUCAUUUUUUUUUCUUGUGUGAACAGCAGUCGUCAAACUAGAGUAUGCACAUUGUUAUCAGCUAGUUUAAUUACAUGAUUUACUGGACUAACGGCGUCUUUAACAAUGUCUUUGACUAAUAAUUGGUAACGCUGUUUGUUCUCAAGCAAAGUUGCCACUGUUAUCACAUUAAAUGAAUGCCGAUAAUCGGAUUCAAUCGACUAGUUUAAAAAUUAUUGUUUGCAUUUACGAAUAAAAAUAAUCGCCUCUUUGAGUUAGGUAUACUGUUAAUCGAUUUGAGUUAAUUUCCAAGCAAAAAAAAAAAUUGAUCACAACGUUCCUAUUUAUUAUUGUUUAUAAUUAAUAAAUAUCAUUAUUUUAGAAAUUAACUAAAUUUACUAUAUAUUUUUUUUUUAAACAUUUAUCUAAAUUAUUUAGAUUUGUAUUAUAAUCUAAUAAUCUAAAAUCAAUAUGAUGGAUGUUAUGUUUAUAUUCCUUAGGCACGUACUUAACUUAAAUAUUAUUUUUAUUUGUUUGUUUAUUUUCUUAAAUAAUUACAAAUUAAAAAUGUUGGUUUUGUUUGUUGUUAAAAAUGUUAUAAUCGACGUAUAUUUUUGGUAAAUAUUCGAAUCGUAGAUAAACAAUAAUAAUUGUAACCGUUAAAAAUUGAAAUUUAUUUUACUGAGAAUAAAAAAAAAAAAUUAAAAGAGAAUAAAAAUUUACGAGAUCAUAAAAAACCGAAACACCCCUUUUUGUUAAAUUAAAAUAAAUGUUUUUAUGAAGAAUGUAUCUUUAUUAAACGACUUAAGCCAUUUGUGUCGUAGCUCAAUUUUUAACAAUCGGCCUGGUCAUAUUACUCUACAGAACCUAACCCUUUUUAUAUCUCUUCUAAGUUUUUUUUUCUUCCAAAAAAUUGGAUUUUUAUAAAACGUUAACAAAGAAUAAUAGCAACAAUGUAGUGUAUUAUUGCUUAAGAUUUAUUUUAAAAUUAAAUUAUGUACAAUUUUAAAUUUAAAAAAAUAAUAUAAUAUUGAAGUUUUACAGUUCAUUAUAUCAGUUAUAAAAUAAAUUAAUUUUGACAAAAUGUAAAACAUUUUAAAUAGCUAUUGCUAUAAUAAUAAUCAUAAAAAAUGAUGUAAAAUCAAAAUUAAUAAAAAAAAAUAGUAGAUAGACAGUGAUAUGACGUCUAUCGCAAUUCGUUCUUUUUGAGUUAUAGUAUUAAGCAAACUAUUGUUUUAGGUUAGACUCGUUAAAUCUUGAAACAAUUUUUAAAAAUUAUUGUUUUAACGUUUACUUAGAUUUAUUUCAAUGGUUUUAAGCUAGAAUGUAUUGCCAUAUGUGUUUUUAGAUUCUGAUUGAAGUGCAAAAUGUAUUGAUUUUACUCUGAUGUGUGCUUAUUUAUUUAUUUAUCUAUUCUUUUUAAAUUUUUCUGUCUGUGAGCAACUUUUGUAUCAAAAAUCUAGUUCCAAUCAAAAAAAGAAAAACUACCUUUUUGUUGAAUUUGAAUCGCAUUGAAUUGCAUUGAAGAGGUAAUUUUUUGAAUUUCCAAGUUGUUUUAACAGUUAUUUGGAAAAACCGAGAAAAAAGUGUAGGAAUAUGAACAAAUAUUUAUGGCUUAUUUAAUGAUUUAAUAAUUUUAAAUUGUUAAUGAGUUUUGUUUUCUACCAGAAAUCUUGCUUUGAAUUUAAAAAGUAGUUUAUUUUCUAAAAAUAAAUGUUUCUAGUUAGUGAUUAUUAAUUACCGAAUCAUUGACUAAGAAAUUCAUAAUAAUUGGGAAAAAACGUAGAUACUUUCCCACGUUAACGCUUCCAUUGUUUUUAAAUUUUCGAUUUUGUUUUGUGUAGAAAUUCAGUUAAAAAUAAUUAUAGAAAUACUUAUAUUAGCUUUUUAUUGACGUGGUAAAAUGUUAAAAACAUUCUAACGGUUUUUGAACUGUUUAUUAAAAAUUAGAUAUUUCUAGUUUUUUUUUAGUUUUUAGUUAAUGUAAUGUAGAUAUAAUUGUUUAGCCAAAAAAAAUGUUUAAAAAAUUGUAAAAAUUACAUAACGGUAUUUUAGAACAUUUAUAAUGAUACUUCGCUCAGAAUCAUUUUUCUUUGGUUAUAGUUUAUCUCUGGGUAUAGAUAAAAAUUAAAUAACUUUAUGUAUUCUAAUUUCCCAACUUUUUUUUACAUAUUUUAUUGUCAAGAUAUUGCAUUGGAAUAUUCCUUUAACUGAUAAAUGUCCUUUUUAAUAUACUCUUUGUGUUUAAUUCUUAUAUUCAUACAUUUUAAUUUAGUCGUGUACUUUUUUCCAAUAAUGUUUAUUAUUUAAAAAAAAAAACAUUUUCUAAAACAAAACAAAAAAUCCGUACAGAUAACAGAUUUACACUUUGUUUAGAAGUUAAAAUGGCAUAAUAUUUUUAACGUUAAAAGUUAUAAUCACUUAAAUAAAGACGUUUUUUUUUUUUUUAGAUUUAUUUAUUUAAAAUUCGAUUUAUAUAUUUAUGCAUUUCAAUUACAAGAAAAUUACAAAAUGUGUUAUAAUUAUUUGAGGUUUUCAAAUAUCCGAUUGUAAAUAUAGUUUUAACUGCUCAUCGAUUGAUUAAAAAUCAAUUUCGUAUAUUGCUUUCGAGUGCCUACUUAAACUCACACAGAUAUUCGUUUUCCGGAUUUAUAUACAUUCUUCGAUAUAAAGAAAUAAUUUUCAUCGAUGUACUUCUGGAAGUAAUAUCCUUUGGAGCAUCAGAAUAUCGGCCGUUUGGUACGAUAAUAAUAAGAAACAAUAGUUUAAACGCAAUGCAAAAUAUCCUCCACAUCAUCGUAAUAAAAUGCAGUGUUUGUUUCAUUCACAGUUCGCAUUAUUCUGUACUAUAAAAGAAUAUAAAUAAUACGGGGUCAUCCAUAUGGGCAUUACACUGCAGGUUAUACAUGAGAAAUAACAUUUUAUAUGGGAUCCGGAGUGCACCUGUUCGUUUUUCAUAAUAAUAAUACAUAUAAGUAAUACACAAAAACCGUAUUCUCCCUUUCUUGCGUUAUUAUUACCAUGUCGGUUUUCUGAUUACUUUAACUAUACUGUCUUAGUAUUACAACACUAUAUACAAUAAUAAUAAUAAAAAUACAUACUGUUACUGUAUGUACGUUAAAUAACUCCCAGAGAAAAAUUACUAAAAAAAAAAACUGCUGAUGAGUGUAUCGCUGUUUAUGGAGGAAUGUUGGAUGGAUAGAUACAGAGAGUAAUUUAAAUUAUAUUUGCAUGCCACGAUAAAUUAUUGCUAACGAAAAACAACUCUGAGUGUUAUAUUUUGAUUUUAAAAUGAUGUUAUACCCGCAUCUACUUAUCCAUCAUUCCAACUAUCGGGUAAAAUGCAAAAACAAUAAUACUUACGCAGAAUAAGUAAAACUAACUUAAUUUUAAUUUUAGAGUGAAAGUACCAAUUAUAAAAUUUAUUGAGAACAAUAUUUUGAAGGAAAUUUCUUUAGGUUUUUGUAUUAUUCAAAAUAUACAGCUUAAUGUAAAAAAAAUACAAAAAUCUUUUCUUUUUUUUAAUAACUGUAACUUUUUUUAAUAGUUCGUAAUUCAAAAAACACCUAUGACAUUCCUUCCAAAAUGUGUGUAUAAAUUUCAUGUUAGGUACUUUUACUCUAUAACAUCAAAAUUAAGCUAGUUUUAAUUAUUUUCCUUAAACAUUGUUUUUUCAUAUUACCUGGUAGGGUAGUUCGAUUGAGACAGUAGAUGCGGUUUUGUUGGUUCUCAAAACAAUAAAGAUUACCAUUUGUGUUGAUUUAUUAAAAAAAUCAAAAAAUGGCUUCCCCAAUGUACCAUCUAGAACUAUACCUAAUACUACAAGUAAGUUAUUUUUACAAAGUUUUUUGCUAGAGUAAGAUUUUUGGUAGAAUAGUUGUUUACAAAUCACUUUGCUCAGAAUCUAAAACUAGAUAGAAAAUCGUAUACGGUUACUGUACAUUAUUUUCUUCUUUUACAUUCUGUUUAUAUUUAAACUCGUCGGGGAAGAUCAAUUAUUCAGAGUUGUAUAUUAUUAUAUUAUAUUAUGCGGUACUGUACGAUAAGGGGCCGAAAAAGCGGUAAAAGUUGAAAAAUUAAUCCCCGGGGGUCGGGUUUGAACUAACGCACACCGCGUUACAACGGCAGCUAAAAGAAUAUUCGUUGCUAGUAUACGUAGUCGGCUGUUUUUUAUUCAAUAUUUUCAAAGCCGAAAACUUUUUUUUGUUUGCCUCGUGUACAUCAUAGAUCAUACGUAUACAGUAGUUUUAGCGGGGUUUUUGUUCGCGGUUUUUGCCUGAUACGGGGUGCGUGGGGUUUCCGAAAAAUUAGAAGUCGUUUGUUUAGAUGUCGCCACGAUAACGGUGGCGGUGGUGGCAUUUUAUCUUUCCGCGGCCGUUGAAUAUCUGCAAGGGGUGAGAGCUGCGUAUACCUACCCCAUAUUAAAGCUUGCAGGCCGAGCGUAACCCGUGACAAUAGAAUUAUGUGCGUGUGUAGACAUUUUAAAGAGUCGGAGCAACAAUGAGUGUUUAAAGUAGGCGGAUAACACACCGUGACCACGGCUAGAGGUGUAGAAAAAAAAAUAAAUGUGCACAAGCGGCGCAAGGUCUUGGUGAUAAAUGACUUGUGUAAAUAACGUGGACGUGUCGUUGUCAGACGGGGCCUCCGCAAUGAGUGUUUUCCGAAACUGUUAAAUAAUAAUAAUUAUAAAUAAAGAUUGGCCGUCACGAUUUAUUAUUAGAAAAGAAAUCAUUAUGAUCUUUUUGGGAAAAAUAAAAUAAAAAUAUUUUUACGAAUUAUUUCGUAUCGUAGUUCAUUUGAAAAUUUUUAUAUAUUCUUUAUUAUUAUAUUAUAAUAUUAACCAUCGCAUAUUUUUCAUUGUUAAUUUGUAUUUUUACAAUAGGUAUUCGUAAUAUGUAUACUAUACAUAUUAAUAUACAUAUAAUAUUAUUAUUAUUAUUAUUAUUAAAUAUAUAUUAUUAUAAUAAUAUUAAUUAAUACUAUACAUAUUAUACAUAUUGUUUACAUUGUAUACUGGCGUCUGGCAGUGUAGACAUUUAUUUUAUUUCUUUUUUCAUGGUAUAUCAUACCUGCAGAUAUUAUAUUUAUUUAUUUCAGUAUUAAAAUAAAUUGCGAAUUUUUUUUUCAUAAUCAACCGAAUUUUUAAGUACCUAUAAUAUAUUUCUCCGACAACAAAGACAAUUUACUUAUUUAAAACUAUUCAUACCACUUUAUUAUUAUUAUUUUUUUUUUCUUAAAUAAGCUGACGUACCUUAAAAACCUAUAUAGAAUUUUGGUAUUCUAAUUUUUCAUAAUUAUUAUUUAUUUAUGUAUAUAUGAUAGGUUAUAUUUACAUAAUAAAAAACAUGAGAAAUAAUUAUAAACCAUACACACAAAAUUUAAAAUUUUUAAAAGAACAGAAUUGAAAAGUAUGUAGUAAAGUGGAACUCAGUAGACCGUAGUCAGGGUAACAUUUUAUUAGAGGGAGCUAGGGGUACUCGUGUUCUCGGGACCCAUGAUUUGACUUAGCCACGUACGUUUUACUUUUAUAUAAAAUACAAAAAUUAUUCUGAAAUAUAAAUUAAUGUUUUAUAUUUUAAAUAAAUAAUAAUGAAGUAUUACUUAUUAAACUCGUGUAAUUAUUUUUUAAAUUGAGUGAAAUGUGAUUAUCAUUUUGAUGUCUUAACUAUUUCAUAUUUGGUACAUUGAUUGCUGUUUAAAAUUUUACCCACAUGUACUUUGUUGCGUGAAACAGAGUUUUAUUUAAAAUUGUCAGUCGUUCAAGCAAUUGUUGUUUUAUUGUGUUUUUAUACUUAGAGACUACUAUCCCUUUUUGUCUCAAAAUAGUUUUAUAAUUAUUAUAGGUCUAUCAAUUAUUUCUUUUGAAGCUAUACAAACUUAAAAACUGUAAAAACUUACUUUAAUAUAAUAUAAGAGUAUUAUGGUGAAUUUGUUCCAUAAAUAACAAUAUAAUGGCUAAAACUAUGUUUAAAUGGUUGCGAAUAUAGACUGCAAUAAAGGGAUUGUCUGCGUUACAUGAGUUCUCCGUAUAAACAUCUUAUAAACCGAUCAUGGACUAAUAAACAAAACAAAUCUCGUAUUGUUGUCAUCGAUACUUACUCGAAUAUGACCAACACCCCUCGACCGGCUGAACCAAAUGUGACUGAUUAAUUUUCCUUUCGACUGUCGCUCUCCCCUUUCAAUGUAUUAUUAGCAUUGUGCUAGACUUUCGCCUUCUCUUCUUCCCUUCUUUCUUUGCCUACGAAUUGGCCAUCCCUUCGAUUCACUCUACUUUGUGUUCGUUUAUUUAUUAGUUUAAAAACCUUCUUUAGAAUUUUUUCGAUAUCGUAUAUAUUCGUCGUAUUUUCCGUUUUAACUUAGUUAUAUAUCUACUUGUACUUGUCCCUUCAACUUUGCACUGCGACCGCCGCCGAAUCUUCAAACUUGAUUACACUCUCUUCGCAAAGUUUUGAACGGUUGUGUCAACACGGAUUUCCUUCUCCUCUCCAAACGAAAUCAAAAUGAAACGUGUGUAUGUAUAAUACAUUUUUACAACAAGGUUAGUUCCGUACAUCUUCCACUCUGUACCCAAAAAUAAAGUUUCUUCUUUAAAAACUAUGCCUAUAGUAUUUUAAUAAUAUCGUUUUAUUAUAUUUUUACAACCUUGAAUAAAUUAUCGAAUAAAUUAAAUUUCCUUCGUAAAUAAAAAAAAAACACUAUUAAAAAAAAUAUAUAAAUACAUCGAAAAAAUAUUCUUCGUUAUUUUUCUGUUUUUUAUUUAGAUCUUUUCAAAUUCAUAAAACCUUAUACGCAAGGUUCUAUAAAAGAAAAAAAAUAGUACACGGAAAUUAUAAUAAUAAUGAUAAUAAAAUAUUUUCAGCAUUUUAUUUUUACAAUAGGAUUUUGUAUUUUUAUUUUAACAGGCCUAACCAGUAUUACAAAAGUUGUUUUAUAAACUUAUAAUUCUACAAUCUAAAUCUGUUUUAUAUAUUCUGUAGUUGUAUUACAAUAUUAUAUGAGCAGAAUUUACAAUCUGUCUUGGAUAACAAAUUUUAAACAUCGGUAUAACUGAUCUUACAUUUUUCUAUUUUAUUAAUAUUGUAAUUUAUAUACAAUUUAAUAAACAUUUACUAGUUUUUUUUAUAAUUGUUUAGACAUAUUAAAUAACAAAGCUUUUUCUACUUAUUAUUUAAGUUGUAUUAUUUGAUGUUUGUAAGCAACAGAAAAUUCGCUUUGGUAUAUCAAGUGUAGCAUAUUUUCUAAAAGAAAAUUUUAUCUAGGUGGUGCAUUUGAAGGUAUUUUUUUGAUUUUCCAAAGGGUUUUCAAAAUAUUUGGGUAAACCGGAAACAAAAUUGUAGGUAAAAUAGUAAAUACUUACGGCGCGCCGUAGUGUUACCGAUAUCAUUGUUUUUGUGAGCUUUCUUUCUAGUAGAAGUAUUGCUUUUAUUAAAAUAUGCCUAGAGAUUUUUAUCGUUGCAUUAUUAAUCUUUUGGUGUAUAAGAAAGUUGGUUUUUAAUGCUCUGUUUUAUUUUUAUUUUAAUAAUUGAACAAAACCGAAAAAAGUAGAGAAAACAAGAAAGUUUAUGCAAAUACUGGUUUUAAUAUUUUCAAUUUCGUUUUUUUUUUUUUUUUGUAUUUCAGUUGAAAAUAUUUGAAAAGACUUAUAAUUUUGACAGAAAACUAUAUUUCCCUUCUCUAAACAUGAUCAAAUUUUCAAAUUAUUUAGGCGAUUUUUGAGUUGUUUUUUGGCAUUUUAUGUUUACAAGUUUUUAUUUGGUAGCUACUAUGUGAAUAUCUGUGGUUAACCUAAGAACAAUUUUUGAAAAUUGAAGGAGGUUCAUUAUAAAUUGUACUUAGUGGUAAAAAAAAAAGUAGACUGUAAUGUAGUAAUUUUUUUUUAUAACUAUUAUAAUUUUAAAGUUUGAGGAAAAUCGUAAAUAUUAAGGCUUUACAAAUCAUAUGUAAACUAAUUUCGCUCAAAAUCAUUUUUCGUUAGCAAUGAUAUAUUGUUAUUUACAGAUAUAAAUUAAAAAAAUAUGUUUUCUACCUUCCCAACUCCCGACCUACAAUAAUUGCGCAUCCAUUAGCAAUUGGCUUGUUUUUUCUUUUGUUUUUUUUUUUUAAUUUUUCGUAUUCAUGGAUUUAUUUUACUUAUAUUAUGAUGGCCAUGUUAAGAAUAAAACAAAACUGUUAAACGUUUCGCGGAUAUGGCUAGUACGAGGAGAAUCAGAAUUACGUGCUUUAGAUACCACACGGUUUUCGAGUCUCCUUUUUUUUUUUUCUGAAACGUUCUUUGGUAUUUUUUCUAUUUUUUGUCACUGGGGAAUCGUAAAAAGGAUUUUCCAUUGCUCUCUGAUUUAUUGUGUAAAGGUUUUCUGUGGUACAAAGCCCUUUCAAUUUAAAAAAGGUCUUCCAUAGGGAUAAAAAAUGGUACGGGGUAGGUACGCUUUAAAGUAUUAAUGGCGUCUAUGAUGCAUUCCUAUGCCACAAACUGAUAAAUUUAUAAAUGUUCAAUAUUGAGAAUCUCGGUAAUGGUGUCUUAUUGUCUUUGUGAAUAUUAUAUCAUUUUAUCACUUACUCUACUGACUAAGUUAGAGUAUAUAGAUUGUGUAUAUUUGUAUGUGGUGCGAUGGAUAAUGUAUUUUUUUGUAUUACUCAAUUUCUCCAUAAUGAUUAUUUUUUUAUGGUUUUUACACUCAGACUAAAUAAAAAAUAGCACUUAAUAACAAUCGUAUGCAAGUUUCGACUAAUUUGUUUCAAUAAGUUCAGUUUAUUUGAAAAUUGUGGUGUGGUAAUAUUUUUAAUCCCUGAUAAACGUAUGUCCAUGUCUUGUGCAAAAUCGGUUCUUUUAUUAUUCUGGUUACGAAAAAAAAUAUACUUACAUAUACUUAACCGUGCUCAUUGGAAAGAGAGGUCCUGCAACAAAGCAAAAAUAUAUAGUAGCUACAAUGAUAACGCUGCAGGGAAAUUUACUAUGGGACGUGACCCGUCGGACGACAACCCGAUUUAUAAACGAUGUGAUGUGUCUUGCCUUGUUCUAAAAUUCGAUUGUUCUUCUAGUCAUGAAUCCGAUAUUUGUCAAGUUGAAAAACGAGACUGUCUUUUCUCCUUUACGCCUUUUUUGCCUAGAUUAACACGGAAAUGGCGUUUCCCUUUGUAAAAGCAAAUACCCGUUCGGUAAAAGCUAGCUGACCCUACUAGAGUACACAUUAUUUAUUACUUGCUACUCGUAUAAUUUAUUUGUAUUUUAUACACAUUGAACUCAUACAAAUAUAUAUUAUAUAUUGUAUAUAUAUAUCUGGUCCAAAUGUAUGAUAAUAUAAUAUGUAUUUAUAGUUUUUAUUUGUCCUUGUGUGUAAUAGUUGGGAACAAAAAUUCUAUUCUAAUUCAAUUAAAUGAAAUGCACUAAUUUAUAAAAGGUAGUCUGCAGUACAAGUAAUUGACCCCAAAACUUUAGGUCCGCUUUAGUGUUAAUAUUUUUUUUCAAACAAAUUGAUAUAGUUUGAAUAAAUGUGAAGGGGACACAGUGAAAUUCACAAUGAAUAUGUUUUUUUUUUUCAUUUUUUCACCGCACUAGGUAGGUACUUCGUCAGAUUUCGCAGAUAAAUCCACUCCUGUUUCUGAAUUUUUCAAAAGACUAAGAGAUUUUUUUUUCUUUAAUGAAAAUCCAAGAGCUCUACUGUACGGUAUCGUUUCAUUAUCCGGAUACAAAAGAAAAGAGCGACUAGGCCACUUGACCGCGCAUAGACCGUGUGCAACGAUAUUACAUUUUAACCGAUUGGUGGAGGCCUUACAAAUAUUACAUAUUAUUAUGUAUUAAUAAGAUUUCUUGUAUUUCUCCAACGAUCACCAAUAGUUUGUUAUCGCAAUGUCUAUGUUGCGAUAUUAUUUUAUCAACCUUUCCUGUUGAUUGCAGUUUUGGCCUUUAUUGUUUAAAUUAGAUUUUACAUUAGAUUUAAUUUUAGAUUUUGAGUGAUUAGAUAUUGAAUGAAGAUAGUUGUAGAAGGAAUUUUUAGAAAUUUACCAAUGCUUCAGAAAACGCUCGCACGAAUUACUGUGUACCAAAACUGGAUAGUUGAAAAUAUUUACCAGUUUUAUUCAGUACGUUUAUUGUUUUAAAAAAAUUUUGAUUUUUGUCUGUGAUUAAUAAAAAUAUAAUAAUAUAGCAAACGACGAACGACGUAUCUAAACUAAAAACAGUACAGCUUUGUUAUUCGGCGAGGGUGUUAUUACAACUUUUAAUGGGGUUCUCGUUCCGACCUUGUUUCUAUCUCUCUCUUUUUUGCUUUAUAUAUAUUAUUAUACACAUAUAUACAUAGACUGGAAUUCAAGUUAAUAUCGGCGACGAGCGGUGGAUAAACCCCGGUCCGAACUUGCAGGGGCCCCUAAAAACUUUUGUGCUGAUGACUGUGUGUUAUAGAAGUCGCCGACGCCGUUUAUUGCUGCCAGACUGAAAAUAUCCACUUAAUUUCAACGAGGUCCCUUCUUUCUCACAGCGUCCUUUCCCAAGAAAAGGUCCCAUUUUUCCGGAAACAGUGCGGAUUUAUGUUUAUUUUUGUUGUUGUUUGUUAAUAGGUACAAUAUGCUACAGAAGUGCUUGGUUUUAGAGUCUUCUGACAUUUUUUUUUCGGUUGAUUCUUUCACAGUUAUAAUAUAUUAUAUAAAAGAAAAAAAAAACAUUAGCGAUUAUAUAAACUUUAUAUUUAAUGGUAAAAUAUUUUAUUUUUUAGCUUGCCCUUUAAUAUCAAAUUCUAUAAAAACUAUUGAUAUGUUUACAUAUAUCUAGGAAAUCACUAUAUUUAUCAUUCAUCUCAAUUUAUGCGUUUCUUUUUGAUGGAUUAAAGAAUAUAUUUUACUUUUCGUAUGGAGUUUUAUUUUAAACUUUUAAAUUAUUCUAUGCGUUUGUUGAUAACAUUAUCAUCACAAACAGUAUAUUUAUUUUUAUGCUUGAUAAAUAGUAUUCUUUUCUACUUUUUUUUUUUUUUUUAUAAAAAAACAUAAUAAUCAUGACGUUUUCAAAGAAGCCCACACAUCUAUUCGUUAUCUUUAUCUAAAUACAUUCAGCAUAGUAAGUUAUUUUUUUAUUUAAAAUAAUUUAAUUUUAUAUUAUUUGUGAACGUAAAAUAUCUUAUUAUCUUAUGAUACACCUUGAGAUAAAAAAGUUAUCCGUAACAUGUUUUAACUUCUUAUUAAUUUUAAAUGUUUAUUUUUCGAAAAUGUUUGAAUUUAAGACUGUUGUUUCGUUUAAUUGUUAAAUUCAAUUUAAUAAAAUACUCACUAGAAAAAAAUUUCUAAUUAUAGAAAAACAAAACAACUAAGUUUAAAUAUUGGAAUGAUGUGUAUAAAAAAAUUUACAAAACAUGCGUUAAAAAAACGUUUGGAUCUAAUUCCUUUAAUUUUUUUUUUUAGAUUCUGAGUGAAGCAAGGAAUUAAUUUUUUCAUUUUUAUUAUUCAGUUUGAAUAAGUAGCAAAAAAAAUAGUUUAACCGUUAUAUUUUAUUGAAGACUUGAUGCAUAUGAUGUUUAAGGGCAUUGCAAUAUUUGAAAAGUCAACAAAAAACAAAAAAUAAAUAUUUACAUUUACUGAUUUAUCUAAAUACCAAUACAACAAUUGUAGAUAGUUGUUUUGUAAUAUAAUAUUUUUUUCUUUUUUAUGUACAUAAGUAGAAUAAUUCAAUUUAAUUUUAGAAAAACUGUUUUGUUUAUUUUUUUUUAUAUACAACAAUAUCCUUUUGAACGAAAAAACGGAAAAUAUAAUUAUUUUACAUUUUAUUAAUAUACAGUUUUUUUAAAUUUUAGUUUUAAAAAAAUGUUGGUUAAUUUUUGAUAUUGCGUUAUAUAAAUGCUUUAAAAGACUUGUAAAUGUAUUGUAUGUAAAUAUUAACUUUUCAAUAUUGUUUGAUAUUAAUUAUUUUGAAAUAUAUUGUGGUUUAUAAAUAAUAAUGUAUGGUUAUAGUUUAAGUGCAGAAAUCAACAACUCCCAUAGCGAAUAUUAUAAUUAAACGUAUUAUUUGUAAUAGAUAACCAAAAUCACGAUAAUAAUAUUUUAUAGACCGUAUUACGCGAUAUUUUUAUUUUAAUUAUAGAAAACAUCACGUAUAAUAUUAUAUUGUUUAAUUUAAACAACAUAAUUUUUUUAAUUUAAACAAUAUAACGAGUUUAAAGUUUUUCUUAUAAUAGUAUUGCGUGUACAAAAAAAAAAGAUUCUUUGAUAAGAUAUUAUUAUUGUAUUUGUUGUAUAAUACUAAAGUGAUUAAUUUUGUCCCUUUCCCGAAUGUUGAGGUGUUUUUAAAUUAAAAUUGUUAGGUUUCUUUAAUUAAGGAGGCUAUAUAGUACCUAUCUACCGACCGAACCGAUUAAUAAUUGAAAAACCAAGCAAACAAGUUUUUAAAAGUGUUAAAGUUAAAAAUUAACUUAAUCGGUUUGUGUAAAUAAAAAAAAAAAAGUAAUCACAAAAUUAUGUAAAAGUUGAUAUAAAAUUAAUCAAAUUUGUUUAUUACAUCAUCUUGAUAACUUAUACGUAUAACUAUAUAAAUAUAUAUAGUUUUUUAUUCCGCAUUAGUCUAAUUACUUUUACUUAGAAUUGUGUAUCAGACUUUUAAUAAAUUAACUUUAUCAUCUUUGCUGUAUACUACUAAGAAUUACUUUUAUAUAUUUUUAAUCACAAAAGUUUUUAUGUGUGUCACAUCUUAAUAGUAACAAUUCUAGUAAUUCUAAGUUUUUUUUCUUUAAUGUAGAAUAAUACUGCAUUAAUUUACUAAUUUCAAUACUUCAGGUAAUUAUCGGAAUAAUCUAGUUUUUUUAGAUUCUUAAAGGAGUGAAGAAUGUAUUGGUUUUACAAUAUUUAUUAUUUUUAUCUGUGAACAAUUUUUCUACUAAAAAUGUUGUUCCGAUUUUCAUGUGUAACAUUUUCUGAAAAGAAAUCUGACUGGAAUAGUACUUUAAUGACAUCGUUUUUUGAUUUUCCCAGUAGUUUUCUUAAUAAAUGGGAAAAAACGAAGGAUAAACGGACAUAUGAACGAAAUGUAUUAUUUUAAAAUCGUAAAUAUUACGACCUUUUAAAAUAUGUUUUACCUAACUCCCCUCAGAAUCGUUUUCCGUUAGUAUUAAUCGUUGCGUACUGAUAUAAAUUAAAUUUCUCUACUUUCUCAAUCUCUCACUUACAACAGUGCCUCACCCGUCAUGCAAAGUAUGUCCGUUGGUUUUUUUUUUUAUUUGGAUACAAGAUAAUUUUCAAUAAUUUCUUGAAAGAGAAAGGAAAUUGUGAUUUUUGAGAAUUUGUUUAACAUAAUUAAUUAUUAUCAAAAUAUAUAAUAUAUCAAAAGUAAGUAACUCAAAUUGGCCUGGGGGUAGUAUUAUCGUAAUAAUUUAUACUACAUUAUUUUAUGUUCAUAAUCGAAAAAUGAUUUAUAGAAAUCGAGCGGAAAAUUUUAAUUUAAUCGCUUAAUUUACAUACCUAUUAUAAAAAUUUAAAUUUUUAAAUUUUUAGCAAUAUUUUGCAGUUUAUUUUAAUCUAAUCAAUUAAUCAUCUAUAUAUUUUCUCAUGUAACGUAUAAACGUAUAUGUGGUGUGUCCUAGUUUUCAUUAACUUUGUAAAUAGAUUACCUAUCUAUAAAGUUAAUUGGUACGUGAGAGUUUUUGAGCGUGUUUACUUAGGUACUGUUCUAAACAAGUUUCGUAACACGUAUCGUAAAAAAUAUUAGUAUAUUUAUAUGUAAUAUAUAUAUAUCAUAUAUGUUAUCAGACCCGUAGCUAGGGCUUGGCGAAUCUGUCCAAGCCAGAGAAGCAAUAAGCUAGAAUAAAAUAUUUUACAUAUACCACUAUUUUUUUUUUUAUUUACAAUAAUUAUAUUACUAUUGCUUCGCUAUAAUAUGUAGUGUAUUGUGCACACAUGCCGUAAAAUGGGGAGACCCAGAGUAGAUUUUAACAUUUUCCUUAAUAUACUUUGAGCAUAUAUUUGAUAAUGUAUUUAAAAUAAUAUAUCAUGAUCUUUACCUAUGUCUAAAUCAUAUAACAGUAAAAUAAUUAUUAAGUUCAUUAAUGUUCGUUGGUACUUAUUUUUGAACCUUGAACUUUGUCCGGAUUCACCUGCAAAAUUCGGUUACUUCGAAAAUUCGUUAGUUUCCACAGAAAAUUGAUUGUAUACUACUACAGUUGUAUUAGAUUUUUGAUUUUUAACUGGAAAUAAAUAAUUUAAUAUGAAAUCAGAUGACCUCAAUGGAUUUAAUUUGUAUAAUUUAAUAAAUAAUUUUAAAUUAGCUUUUCCUUUAGAGCUCCUAAAAUGUAUUCAUAAGUAUUAUUUAAAAGACAUUUAAAUGAUGAUCUUAAUAUUUAAAUUGUACUCGGGAUAUUUUUAAUUAUACCGGUAAAAACUGCAACUUAUGAAACAAGUUUUAGUAAACUCAAAAUUAUUAUGGACUAUCUAAGGUCUACAAUGUCAUAAGAAAAAUUGACACAUAUGGUUAUUUUAUUUAUUAGACCUGAAUUGGCUACAAUAAUCAACUUUGAAGAUGUUGUAGAUGAUUUUUCAACAAAAAAGCACGAUAAGUAAAAUUUUGAAAAUGUACAAAAGUAUAUUUUUUUUCUUUCAAAUUAUUAUAUAAGGUUAUAUAAGUUUAGUACUGUUUUAUUUUCUUAUUAAAUAUCAUAAUAAUAAUUAUUAUUACUAAUUUAAACAAUAAAAACAUCUUUUAUAUGUGUGCAUGUAUAGAUGAAAGAGAGGUUAUUUUUUUUUUUUACUAGGACGGAAAUAUAUUAAAUGGCCAAGAGUGCUAAUGAACCCUUUGAACUUUUGCUACAACUCUGUAUGUUAUAGAUUUGAAGAGAGACAUUUUGGGUUCAGUAGUCGUGUACUGUAUUUUAUUAUAGUAAAAUAUAGUUACACAUAUUUAUUUCAAAAUAUUUGACUUGACACCUUUUUAAAAUCCUUUCUGACUAUUCCUAUAUAUUGAAAUUCAUGUACGUAAAAAGAAUUUAGUUUUUUCCCACAUUUUUUUUUGAAAAAUAUUUAUUAAUCGUUGGGUAAUAUAUGUAGGACAGUAAGUACCAUAUUUAUAUUUAUAAAACAAGCUUAACGUAAACGGCGUUCACUUCCAAGUACGCUAUUUAUUUUUUUUUUGCACAUAAGUACAACGUAAAUAAAAAUAAAACGAGAUCAACGAUAAAAGUUGUUAGCCAUGGAGCGGGUGGGUGGUACGGGUUGCGUAUUAGAAAACAUAACCGCAGGGGCGGCCAUUUUUACCGGAAAAUAAUCAUUUGAGCUGUUGAACUUUUCCUCUUCGUUCUCGCGUUUGCCCUGGUUUUGGCACAUGAAAAAUCGACAUCUUGGCGGGACAUUAUAAACGGAAAUUUUUCACCUAGACGUCAGAGCUAUAUAGGUCUGGGUCGAAAGUCAUUUUUUCCCGUUCAACGACAACGGUGGUGUGGCGCAUAUACCGGUGCCUACAUAUCUGUGUCCACAACUAUUUCUGCUGUAGCCCAUACGAAUAAUAAUAAUAAUCGUAACCCUCUUAUCUUUUACUCUUUCUGUGCGAUAAUAACCGGAUAUAAACCCUUGAAAUGACCUUUUCCGGUUACUAACAGAUAGCGGUGUGCUAUACUCUGUGACUGCACUGCAUGAUAACACUGUAAAUAUAUUUUAUUUUAUAAGUGACUGUAAGUCUAUAUGAAGUAUUGACAGACUGAUAGACGUACUUACCUUUAAGAUUAUUGGUACUUCUGCGUUGUGAGAUAUUUACAAAGGUAUAAUUACGUACUUACGCAGUUGUAUGAUGAACGCUUAUUUGAGAGAUAAUUAUAAAGAUUUGGGGUGGGUGCUUAGAUUAUAAUUGAAUGGGGAUUUGAUACAAUGAUUGAAUGAUUAUUUAUAUUAUAAUAAUAUUGAUAAUUAAUAACAACAACAAUAAUAAUAAUUGAUUUUCCAUCAUGACAUAUUAAAAAAGUACGUUUAUGUGAGUCGUUUAUUAUUAUUAAGACUACUGCGCAGUCAGAAAUCGUUGAACACCGUAUAGUGAAACAGUUCAUGUACACCUGUAUUACGCAGUUGAAUUCUAUUAUAUUAGACGUCUAUAAAUUCCUUUUAUUUUACGUACCUAUGUGCAAUAAAUAUUAUAAAUGUAUAUUUGAUAUUUCACGCAAGGCAGUUCCCUACUGGAUUAGCAGACUACAAUAUUACAUAGGCAUACAUGAUAUUUUACGCCGUAUUAUUUUUCUGCCGUUUAUAAUUUAUAUACUAGUGUACGUAAUAUAAUAUAUAUAUUAUAUACAUAUAAUUUUUAUACAAAUUUGUAUGUAUUUUUUUCAUAUUCUAACCGUUGUGUCAUAAAUCUAUUCUCAGCGCUUUAGGCUGUAUGUAUUCAUAUAUCUCUCGCAUUGGAUUCCCGUGAAACCUAAAUAUGCGUACUGCACUUGUAAAUAUAAUAUAUAAUACCAAAAUCGAAAAUAUUCCAGUCGAAAAAUAUUUUUCCUGAAAAUUAUCGAUUAAAGAAUAUUUUCAUUUUGAACAAACAAUAUUAUUAUUCAUGUGUUAUUUGUUUACUUCUCGAUCUAGGCAAAUCUGCAACAAAUCGAAGAGCAUUUCAAAAUUUUUGUAAAACUUUUCUUGUGAGGUAGUAUAGAAGAUUUUCGGAGUAAUAACAAUAUAUUUUGGCUAAGUCAACAUUUGGCACUUACGCGAGCAGUGUUAGACAAAUAAAUUACAUUUUGACACGGUCGCAUUAUCUAUUUUUCAGGGUGUUAGGGAUAAUAUGUGAGUGGUGCUUUAUUAUUAUAUUUUUAUAUCCUUUGUGACAGUUACACUUUUGUUUUCAACCAAGUGACAAAUUUGUUUUAGUAUGUAAGUGCGUCACUGAGUAGAGUUUGUCCAUACUUUUAAACAUGUUCGGUUUUAAUUUUACGUUUGGACUUAAUUUUAAAGAAUAAUUUCUUAAGAAAAAUAAUUUUAAAGGAAAUAAUUUUCGCAUAUUCGCAUUUCUUUAAAAAAUGCAUGAUUUUAUUGUGUUUUAAAAGAAUAAUUUUUUUGCUCAAAUAUUGAUUUUGAAUUUUGUAGUUUUUAUUGGAUCACUUUUUGUGAAUGACUCAUUCGAUAAAAAGUAUACCAAGUGAAAAGUAAUAAAUUAACGCAGGAAAUAUUUUAUUGCAUCUAAAUAAAGUGUACAAUUAAUUUUUUGACGUUCUCCGUGAUUUGUUAGUUGAAUGUUAUAUUAUAAUUAAUAAUUACCUUAAAAUUAAUGUUAUUUAAGUAAUCUUUGAUUAAUUAUUAUUGAAAUAUGUUUUGUUUUGUACUCGAGUUUUUUUAUUUGUAUGUACUUUUAACGAUUUAAUCUUGAAUCUGGUUAUCUCUAGAAAAAAUGUUUGUAAAUUUAUUCAUAGCAUGUAUACUUACUCUAUUGGGAUGUUAGGAAAAUUGGAUUCGGUUUGUAACCGAACGAAACAGUAUAUUAUACAGUUGUGACACAUAAUACGUUUUUGUCGAUUUAUUUCGCAUUUCACGUCGUGCGUAUAAUAUAAAAGAUCCAAUAAUAAUUUAUAUAUUAUAUUCAUACAGUUUAUUAUUUUUUUUUUUUGAACUUAGACGAAACGCCCUUUAUCCCCUCGUAAAUCAUAUAACCCAAAAAAUAAAAACAAUGGAUUUAAUAUGGUUGGACCGGCUAAUAAAUCGCUUUCGUUAUACUUGUUUUAUCGUCUCGACUUGAAUCUAUAUAUAUAUAUAUGGCGUGGUGGGUCCGGGAAAUCUCUAUUUUUAACGGAGUUUGACAGUUAUUGGAGUCUUUCUCGAGUGAUGGUACAGAGAGGAUACUGUGAAAAAAUAAAUAACGCCCGGAAAAUGAGUUGAGCAUUCGAGUGUUCGUUGCAGCAGCGGGAUUGGAAAUCUCCGUCCAGUUCGUUUAAUAUCAAUAUGUGUGUGAGCGCGGGUGGAAAAAAGGGGGCGGGCGAACGUCUCUUCGUGCCUAUAUACCCGUCUAUAACCUCCGUUCUAGGGGAACAUUUAACAUUCACCCUCGGUCCAUGACGGUUAUUUUUAAUGACUUUUUCAUUUAUUUUAUUUUAUUUUUUACAGAACGGCGAACGUGGUUAUUUGGAAGGCUUAGCGUCCCGAUACGCGGAUCUGUACAACACCCAUUAUCGGGAUAUUCUGGAGUAUCUGGAUGAACUUAGGGCUACCGAAUGGGCCGAAUUGUCUCCUCGAAUCCGGUUGUUAGCGCCCUCGUCGCCAUCCCGUUCGCCGUGCAACCUGGCUGGAAAUCCGUAUUCACAUCAUCUAUACGCGCCCGGCAAAUACUCUGUGAGUAGAUCUAUUUUUUAUUUUAUUUUAUACUAUACGGUAUAAUACCUAAUCGUUGAUUUGACUUAAAAAAAAAAAAAAACACAAUAUUAUAUUUUAAAACAAGGUGUACCAUUUCUCUGGUAAUAAUAUGUAUUAAUUAUCAUGAAUUAAAGCAAUAAUAAUAACAAUAAAUAUGAAUUUUACAAAACAUAUAUAACACGGACUUACAGUUAAACAAUAUACAAUAUUCAUAGUGGUAAAAUAAAUAACAUUUAAUCUUUAAUGAUUAUAGUAUUCAUGUUUAUUCUUCACUCGAGUUAUUUUCAAAAUUGUAUAAAGACGCUAGAAGGAAUUUUCUUUACGAUGCGUAAUAUGAUAUAAUGUAAAUUAUUCUCGAUUAUUAUUAAUAAUACUCGAUAGUAUAAUAAUAUUUGUUAUAAUAGUACGUAAAAUAUUAAGAUUAUCAUAAUUACUAGGAAAAAACGUGUCCGCUGACUAAAAGGAGAAAGUAAAACAUCUUAGUAAAACCAAUAGCUCCCUAUCUACGCUCAGAAUCUAAAAGAAAGCUGAUACUUGGGACGGGUGCAGCAACUGUUGAAGGUGGGAAGUUAAGAAGUUAAAGUACAUAAAGUUAUUUAAUUUAUAUCUGUACCUAUGCAAAGAUAAACCAUUGCUAACGAAAACGAUUCAGAGCAAAGUUCGGUAAGACAUAUUUUGAAAUGCCGUCAUUUUUACGAUUUCUGUUCGAAUUUGAUCUUACAACGUUCAUGAUAAAAAAUAUGUAUUAAACUCAAAUUUAGUUUUUAGGCCUUUAAGUUCAACUUAUAAUGUUCCUUGUGUUAUAUUUUCAAUCAUUUUUCUUAAGUCAUAUAAUUUUAAUAACAGAUACUUACCAAAUAAAAAUACAUAUUAUAUUAACACAAAAAUAUCAAAUACUUAUAAAUAGCCUAAAAAUAGCUAGAAUAUUUUGAACAUUUUACCACGUAUACAGAAGGCUAAUAUAAGUAUUUUGUGAAAACUUCAGAUCUCUACAAUAAUUUUUAAUCAAAAAACCCAAAUGCCGUACACUGCCAUAUUUCUUAUGAUUUUUCCCGUUUUUUCGUAACUAUUGAGAAUACUAUAUGGAAAAUCAAACAACGGCUUUUUUUACUCACAAACUUGACAACAUUUUCUUGAAAUUCGGACAAAGAUUUUUGGUAAGAAUAUAUAAUUUUAAAAAUGAUUGUGUUAUAUUACUGAACACCCAAGUACCACCUAUUUUUUUUUUGUCAAUCACAUAAUUUAAAUGUACUGCUUCCGCCGCCAUUUAUGUAGAUUAUAUUGUGACCAAAUUAACAGUUUGUAUGUUUAAUUCUGCAGUCUAUAAUUCUAUUUAUUAUAAUUUAAAAUAUAGGUACCUUUAUUUUAUCGAACUAUUGCAUCAUUGAAAAACUCGAUCAAAUUAUCGUUUUAAAUUGUAUAAUGUAUAGAUUUGAAAAUCAAACGAAAAACGACCCUUAUAUAUUAUGUAAUAUGUAGAGUGUAGACGUAUCGGUAACUCGGAACCGUUUCAAUCAGUCGUUCUAGGCUCUUUUGAGUAUAGUAGUUGUUGUUAAGUGAGUGGGACCCUUAGGGAUUAGAGGGAUGUUCAAAGGAUUCGGUAAAACGUCGGUGCACGUAAGGAGCAGUAGGAUGGGAAUGGUGAGGAGAGGGUACGAAAAGAUGAGGGUGGCUUCGUCCAUUCUAUUCAGUGUUGAUUGGGAAACUUUUGUCUGUUCCGGCAACGGCGGCGGCAUUACGUGCGUACGUGUUACGAAAAUCUAUGUGAUGAUGGUUAUUAUUAUUAUUAUUAUUAUUAUUAUUACGGUGGAGUUUCUGUACUUAUUUUUAUUUUAUUUAUUUAUUUUUCUUGUUUUACACAGCCGUCUAGCUGUCUGAGCGACCGAGAAGAAGACGAAAUUUACGGUCUAACAACGGCUGAACGACGAUUUCCACCGGCUCCCGCCGCUGUACGACCUCCCGUACAUCUAACCUCGGCCAUUAGACAACAUGCCGUACAACAGCCGUGAGUACAUACUUGACUUUACAUUCCUAUAUAAUACUGCAACUAUUAUUAUUAUUUGAUCGUUUUGCACAUACCUACCCAGCUAUUCAAAAUAUAUUAACGUGUAUUUCGAUGUAUACCGCAUUAUUAAACAACACAUUGACGUUUACUACACUACCCAGGCUACAACGGUUUCGCUCCUUAAACACAUGUAAAUUUAAACAGUCUCUCGUGUGUUUUAGGUUCGUUUUUAUUAUUACCAUCAUUAUUAAUUAGAUAUAUUCGCAUCAUGAUCAUAUAUCUAUUGAUAAUGAUUAUUGUUUAGUUUUAAAUAUGAAUGGAUUGAGUAGUGAGAUAGAUUUCAAAACUGGGUUUCAUUUUCCUUACCUUUUGCCCAAUAGUUUUUAUAUGAAAACGUUGCCUUUUCAUAAACGCAUUAUAAAACAUAAAUGGUUUAUUUUAUAUGUAUACGUCAGUUAUCAAUUUAAUAUAUACCUAAAAAAUUGUGAGCAAUAUAAUAAACUUGCCAAGACAAAACACAAAUUAAUUUUAAGAUUUUAAUUCCGAGUUCACCAAAAGUAUAGUGUUGUAUUGAAUAAAAUAUUUAUCAUCGCUUUUAAACUUAGAAUACUCUUAUAAUAAUACGGGCUCAUUGUACCACUAUACUUCCUUCCGGUGUCAUUGUAAUAAGUUAAAUGUACAUUAUAAUGAGUCAACGAGUAAAAUAUUCGAAAAACCUACUUAUGUCAAUACUGUCCCAACAAAUUAUUUAGAAAAAAAAUAAAUAAUUUUUUGAAGUUGGUAAAUUUGGUAUUUGGAAGAAUAAUACUAUAUUAUUUAGGGUGAUCAAAAAGUGUAAAAUACUCAUUAUCUCGGAAAGUAUUAACUUUUUUCUGGAGGUUUUGUUUACAAAAUUUUUCAAGAAAUAAGCAGAAAAAUAAAAUGUUACAUUACUCGCUCCGCUCAGAAUCUAAAAUAUGGUAAAAGUAUAUUGUUGGUGAAUUCCGGUUACGGGCACUUCACGCUUAACUCACUUCGUUCACCUCAACGAUGGAUAUUUUUGUAUUCUUAAUUAUUAUUUUGAAUUUUAACGCUAUAUAAUACUCAAAAGAUGAAUCUAUGUGGAGUAUAGAAUUAACAUUUUCAUACUUGCCCGCUUGCAUUUAUUUUUCACAGUCUUUUUUUUCAGUUUUUCGCAAUUUCCAAGGUGACCUUUUUAAAGUACCUUCUAUGUUCAAUUUUUCAUUUCUUAUAUAGUUAUAAUAAGGCUGUAUUAUACCCAUAACAAUUGGUUCAUAUUAUUUAUUAUUUAUAACUCCAAAAAAUAUUUUCCUAGAGGUAUUAUAGAAAUUGGUAUUAAUUUCGCUUUGUUUACAUUGGCAAAGCAGAAUUUUAUUUUACUUUUAUGUUUUUUACUACAAUAAAAAAAAAUAAGGUGAUGCAAUUGUAAAUUUAUAGUUUUUCGAAUGUUUUUUAUUUCUUUAUUUUAGUGCGCCGAAAAUUUAAUAAUCAACUACAAAAUAUCGAAAUAGAGGACUGACUCUCUAUAAAUAUAAUAACAAUUAACUUUAUAUUUUUAAAAAAAAAAAAAUUAUUUUAAACUAAAUAACUAUAACUCUUCUCAUAGAAUUUAAAAUCUAGUUUUAUUAUUUUAAAUUACUAAAUGUAAUCGAUUAUUUUAUAAAUUACAGAUAUUUUAGUUGAUUUUUUUAUACAUUUAAAUUAAUUGCAUUGUGAUAUUUUUCCACAAGUGUUUAUUACACAUCUGUUUUCGACUUUAUCAUUUACAUUUCAAUUAUUUAGUAUGCGUUAAAUCAUAAAUAAUGCACGAUUUUGUUAUUGAAUUGGUAAAACUAUAGAAUAUGACUAAUUAAAACGUAUUAUUUGUAAAAUGCCAAUUACAAUAUUUAACAUAUUGACGACUAAAAACAUUGCUAAUAAAAACAGACGAAAUAAUUUAAACAUUUUCGAUAUAGGUAGUAGAUAUUUCUACCGUAAUAUAAAAAAAUUAAAUAAUAACCUUUAGAACCUUCAUAAUUAUUCAAUUCUAUAUCUAUGUAAAUUAUUUUCGAAAUACAUUUCGCAACUGAAUUUAAAUACUUUUUAGAAACGUUUCUUAUGAUAAAAACUGUUGAUAAAAGUAUUUGCACGUUGGUGUUUAAUCAUUUUUAUACACUUCAAUUUAAUGUAGCUUCUGCAGACUAUUCUGAGAAGUUUUCCCUCUUCGGUCUUUCCUAUUGUCAACGACUUAAACAAAAUAAGUAGAGUAACUAUUCAUAAAAUAUGUAACGAUUUUACAUAAUAUAUGCAAAAUAUACGUUUGUCUAGUAAAUUUUGCUCUACCAGGCGUAAUAAACAGAUUUUAGAACAUUUUGAUUCAACGUUGCGUCCACGUAGUUACCAAUAUUAUAGUGCUUUUGAUACGGGAUUUACAUAAUGAGCAGAGUCAUGGAGGACGAGGAGAAGGUAUAGACAUAGAGGGGGUCGUUACAGUACAUAUAGAGGGGGUUUGUGCCAACGCUGGUAUACAAACACGAAUUAUAUGGUUGAUUUAUUGGGGGAAGGCCGCGGGAACAUGUGGCGGGAAACCUUCGGAUUACCUGGCGAUAAUCAAAGUCCGAGCUUCAUUACUGCUGUGCCCCUCCCCCUUAUUUUGUUACAGUUAAGCCUUUCAGACACGUUCGGCAAACAACCGCACGGAAAACGUCAAAAUAUAAACGGUUUAAGCGUGGCUCUUAGUCGAGGUUUUAGGGACACGCGGUGCAUGGUAAGGGUAUACCGUCGCAAAUCAUUGUAUUUGCAGCAAUGUGAUAAAAACUAAAUAUUAAAAACAAUAUUUUACAUCAAAAUUUAAACGCAUUUUUCCACUCGGCCGCAAUGAUAUAUGGUCGUCCUGAACGUUUCUCCAGCCCGGGGUCAUGUCGGUCAUGGAAUUAACGAACCGUUUGUUACCAUAUAUGAGUUCAGUGUGAAACUGUACAGCUUGUUGCAAAUGCUGUUGUGCGGAAUGAUAUAUUCGGGAAACUGAUGCACAGUGAUGAAGCUGACCCAUGCACCAUUUUGUGGCUAAUUUUGAUGUUUUUGCGGAAUAAUUUUUCGAAAUUUAUAACCAUUUAUAUAACCUUAUUUUAUACUUUGUAUAAAUAAAACCUUAGCGCUAUGAAUAUUAUUUCAUUUUCCACUAUAGGACGUCGAGUAAUUUCGGCUUGCAUAAUAAUAUGAACGUUAUUUUUAAUCUGUAUAUAUGUUUAUUAUUGGAUUUUUUUUCUUCUGUUACUUUAGAUGACUCAUAAAUAUGUAUUAAAAGUCGUGGCACUUCAAAAUUGAUUUAAUUUUAAUCUGUUUGUAGUUUAUUUGCUUAUCAAAAUAUAUUCAUUUAUUUUUCAUCCAUUGACAAAACUAUGUUAUUUAAACUUCAUAAUAAUUUAUAAAUCCUUGGAAAUCAUUGUGCUGUUUUAAUCAAUCGAUUUAUUUUCAAUUUAAUUAAAUUAAUAAUAUUUCCAUUAAAUUUUAAUCCAUAAAUAUCAUUAACGAGUUAAAAUGUUUUAUAUAGUAUACAACGUUUUAGUAAAAUCUGCAAAUUGAAAGCUAUUGGUAUAUUACUAUAAAAGAUUAUAACAAUUAUUAUUUUUUUUUUUUUUUUUUGCCAAUAGCUACAAAUAGUUUAUCUAUAAAUAAUUUUAAAAAUUAUAAUAACAUUUCAAGUUAAAAUAGCUUAAGCACAAAUAUUUUUAUAAUGUAUGCGUAGAUCUUUGAUUCCAGGGAAGGUUAUAAAACAACAACUACAUUGUGCUCAAUUUUUUUUUUUGACCACCAAGUACAACUUUUGAACUCAGCCAUUCGGUAGUACUUUAGCACUACAAGGAAAUAUUUUAGAUCGAGCUGGUUCAUAUAAGUCAUUUUUUGAUUUACCUUCCAUUUUUCAUAAUAAUUGAGAAAAAACGUACGAGGGCUAAUCAAAAAGUAUCAAGACUGGUAGUAUCAUUCGGAAAAGGAUCAUCGAAGAGCAGUAGGAUUGGUAUCACUUGCUUCUAUGACUUUUUCUGAGUACAUUUGUUUUUAUUGCUUCUCUAUAAAAUUCUUCGGUUUGAUUUCACUGAUAUUUUUUUAAAAUAUAUUUUUCGAGUUUGGCGAUUUUGUAAUAAACCCAAAAGAAGAGUAACUUGACAGAUUUGGAGAUUUUAGAAAAUUUGUCUGCAUUUUUUUCCAGUUUCAGAGGGAUGCAACAUUUCAUGGUUUUUGCCAUUAAAUGUCAAUUGAAAAACUGAAAAUGUGCCCUCGAGUGGCAGCGAGUUCCGCUUCUUUUGGAUUCAUUACGAAAUCGCCAAACGUGAAAAACAAAUUUUAGAAAAAUAUCGUCAAAUCAAAACGAAGAAGUUUAUAGAGAUUUUAUACGAAUAGAUGUGCUCAGUAUAAGUCAUAGAAGCUAGAUUUACAAAUCGUUUUGCUCUUUAACACUCGGUUUCCGAGUAAUAUUAUCAGUCUCGAUACUUUUUGAUUAGUCCUCGUAUAGGAAAAACCGACAAAUUUAUUGCAAUUCAUUAUUUUCAAUUUUGUUUUGCUAUCAGAAAUCUUCCUCUAAAUUUUAAAUGCAUCAUCUUUUAUGAAAUAAAAUUGUUUUGUUGAUACAAGAUGCUUAAAAGUUUUAUACGAGAUUCAUCAAAAGUUAUACUUGGUAGUCAAAAAAAGUUGAGCACAAUGCAGUUGUCGUUUUAUAAUUUUUUUAAGUUAAAAUUGUGAAGAAAAUCGUAGAUAUCACUACAUUUCAAAACAUGUUUAAGUGAACUUUGUUCAGAAUGAUACUUCUAUAUAUAUAUUGUAACUUAGUAACUUAUCUAGUUUUAUUUUUUAGAUUUAGACCAUAUCGCAUAAAUGUUUGUAGUUUCAAAAAUAGUGUUUGUUGUGUAUACGUGGAUUAGUUAAAGUACAAGUGCAUGUGUUUUCAAAAUUUAAUUUGUUUGUGUUAAAAACUAUUCAAAUUUGAUUGUCCUCUUCUUCCUCGGAAUCAAAGAUUUCAUAAUUUUAAAUUUCUAUUUAAUGAAACAUAUUUUCACACACCUAAAUAUUUUAAAAAAUUGAAAAUUGAAACAAAUAUUUACAAAAAAAAAAAAAUAUAAAUAUAAUUUUAAAUUAAACUCCAUUUGUUAAAAAUCUAAAAAAAAAAAAAAAAAGUAAUAUAAAAACAACAAUACUUUAUUUACUUGGAACCUAUUUAUGGUUGAAAUGGUUGAAUUUUAAUUGGAAAAAAGGUUCGAUUUAUAUUCAAACCAUCCGUAACAAGGAUUAAAAGAGUGUGACGUUUAAAUUACAGGCCACUAUUAAGUAUUAAUCUGUAAAGUUACAAUAAAAUAAUUGUUCAUGGACAUUCUUAACGCUAAAAGACUUAAAACUGUUGUAUAAAACAAUUGCAAUAUUUAUAUUAUAACGAAGUGAUACUUUUGAAAAAAUAAGUUGCUGCUAGCUAAUGGAAUUUGCAUUUAAUAUUUUUAUGCAAAUUAUUGUGUUUAUACAAUAUAUUUUAUGGGAAACGGAUUUUUUCUUUUUAAAGAAGAAAAAUCCCCGAAUAGAAAAGUUUUAAUCCUUAUUUUAAUAUAAACUAUAACAAAUAUAUAAAAUUAUAUUAAACUAUAUUCAACAGCAAUAUUAUUAAGCCGUAUUAAAUUCUGAUUGAAUAUAAAAUAAACAAAAAUGUGGUAAAAAUAUUAAUACUGUUGCUAAGAAUUGAUAAUUUUAAGUUUUAAAUAUAAUUCGAGUGAUACUUAGAUUACUUCUUAGACAGUAAUGAAAUUAUUAUUCUGUAAAUAUAUAAGUUUGAUUUAUAUAAUUUAAAAUAGGAAAAUGUAAUGAUUUAUUUAGUUUGUUGUUUAGAUUCGUUAUUGCAUUAACGACUGCACUCAACUAUAUUUUUAAAUCAUCUGCAAGUUAGGAUUAUAGUUUGUAUAAAUUAAAGAAAAAAGUAAUUGCAUUAUUAAAAUAUGAUUCUAUAAAAAAAAAAUAACUUUUCUUUUUGUGUAUAUCUAUCAUCCUUAUCGCAAGAAUCGGUGGCAUGCAAUUAUAAAUAUUAUACGAGAUUGUUGGACGUUCCUCUAGAAAAGCUACUUAUAAUUCGGCAAUUUGGAUACAUUUUGGGAGGGGAUUCUCGAAGAGGGUGCCAAAAAAGUCAGAUAAAUAAAACACAAUUCCAUAAAAAUGUUAAAUAUGUCCAAUUAUAUAUUAUAGGUACCUAUAUAGUUUGAAAAAUGAUAUUAAAAAAGGAAGAAAAAACCAUUGUUAUUUAUUACCUACCAUGGGGUUCGAAUAUUAUUACGAUACCGUUAGAAUAUAGCUUAUUAAUGCAAUUAUUAUAGGGUGCCAAUGAUAUAUAGGGUGAGAAAAUGCAGUAAAUAAAAUGUCAAACAAAUGAACGUUGCCGCGCCGCGCAAAUAUAUUUCACAUUAAAAAUGAACAUUUGCUACAAAGAUGGUUUGCUACCGACGAAACCCAUAUAUGGGAAAUAAUGAUAAGCUUUACACUUUAGUGAACGCCGACAAUCGAAACCCUUAAUUGGUCGAUUCUAUACUAUGCCGUUUAAAUUACGUAUAGGUGGAAAUAUCAGAGAGUCAAUGGAAUUUUCUGUUGGGCAAUUUAAAUAAAUACGAGUGUACUAAACGACGGUUUUAUUAUAUUUUUUUUUUUUGCAUACGUUUUAUGAUAUAUUAUGAAUAUAAUAUUUUGUUAUCCGUGUGCUAACUAUAUACAUAUAAACGAUAAUCGUCGUCUUAUUCUUAUAUUAUAAAUUCACAAUUCGUGCAUUGAUUUUGUAUGUUUGUUUUUAAACGCUCGAUUGGAUUUUGAUAAUAUGUUCUUAAUCGGAAGUAAGAAUAUCGUCGUAUAUCAUAAACUCGUUAGACAUAUUUAAUUUUCAUAUGUAGAUACGUUAUUAUUUGCGAUAAGUUGAAUCAUAAUAUCUAAUAUUUCAUUCCGCUUCAACUAUAUUAUUUCUAUAUGGAAUUAUACUAUUAUGAUGUGUAUAAGCGAUAAAGUUUGCAAACUUUUUUUUAGUCUGUUUUCUUUAUGCUAUUCUCUCCGUCCGUUGUUGUGUUUGUUCAACGGCCAACAAAAGACAUCAUGAUACAAAUAAUAGUAUAUAGCAUAAUAUGUUUAUCAGCAGCACGAGAACAGUAAUGUUUUGUUCAAUGAUCCGUGGAGUUAUCAUGUUACGUUCGAAAUAAUUUUUAUUUGUCGUCUACGGAAAUCAUACUUUAAAUUAUUUAUCCGUAUAAUAUAGAUAUAGUCAGUUUUUAUCCCCUACCUAAAACUCCUGACGUUUUAUCGCAAUUCUGCAUGUAUACAGGUCAAAGGAUAAUUCGGUCGAAACGCGCCAAUAAUUUUCGAUAAUUGAAAAACAAAAAAAAUACCGUACUUCAAUUAAAUAAUGUUAUUAAUAUUACCGUUUUCAAAUUUAUUUGUAUACACUAAAUUUAUACACUUAUAUUACUUCAAACUAUUAGCCUCUUUAUACCAUGCAUUAAGUACUUAAAAUAAUGUUAAUAAUUAUUAUUAAUAUAUUUCACAAUACCUUACCAAAAAUAUUAUAUAUGUAUUAUGUAUGAUUUUAAAUGUAUUCUAAUUCAUGUACACUUAUAAUCUUGUCAUUCAUUUUAUAAAAUAAAAUUUUCAUUUUACUGUAUUUCGUGCCCAAGUAAUAAUAAUAAUAAUUCAUACUGUAUCGUUGAUAUACAAUCCUAUAAAGUACGAGUAUUGUGGAGAAAAAAACAAUUAAAGUUAUUAAAACUUUAAUAAUCCAUUAGAACCCGUUAAUUUAAAUUUUCAAUAUUAUGAUAUGUCUGUUAUGUUAUUCUACUACGUUAAUCACAUUUGAAAUACAUUAUAUUUUAGUAUAACAUGAUGUUGUGAAUAUUUAACAAUUAUAUGGUUUUAAUAAUUGUUAUAAAAUAAUAGUAUAAAUAAAAUAAAUACACGUUUGUUUUAAAGACUCUUAUCUCAUAUAUUUACAUGUUAACUGUUGCACAUUGUUGGAUUUGUUUAAGGGUAUUGAUAACUGUGUAUACUUUAGUUAAUCUAGACCUAAAAGUCAAAAAAAAAUUUUGAUAUUGUAUUUGGUAGAUUUAAAUUUUAAAUUUUUGAAAUUUUAAUUCUUUAACUUCUUCAUUAGGAUGUAUUGGAAACAUUAACUUAAUUUUACUGACAACAGAGCUAGAUAUGUCAUGAGCGUGGCGAGAAAUGUAUUGAUUCAUAUUAUGCUAUAAUGUGUGUUUUUUCUGUUUUUAACAUAUUUUCAAUGUUUUAUUGUCACGUACAGAUACAUAUUUAAUUAAAAUAUGUAAAUAUGUACAUUUACAUAUACCCCUUCCCAACUUCUCUCCUGUAUAAUAGUGAUCUACUCGUGAGCAGUAUUUUGUAACAAAACACUCACAAUGAACUUGCUUUAUUUACAAAUUAAUAAAUUAAUAAUAAAACACAUUUUAUUUUGAAGACAAUUGGAGGAAAUUCUUUUUAUACAUUUUCUUUAAUAUCAUUAUUGUUACUUUUAUUACAUUAACAAAAUAUGUUUCUUGAGUUAUUAAUCGACAACAACUGAUACUUUUAACUUUAUAGUAAGAAAAACAAACAAUUUUGACCAGAAAAUCGGAUGCAGUUAUUUCUUAAUUUUAUUUCUGUUUUUCUAGUCUAUCGCAUUAAAUUAAUUUUCUUUAAACAUCUUUUUUGAAGCCUUUCUUUGAAGUCUGAAACUAACCGGAAAAUAUUUAUUCAUCCCAUCCCUCUAUGUUUCCAUAUUAUUUUAAUAUUUUCACUUUCUUCUACAAUGUAUACAUGUUUAGUAUAUUAAACCAUCUACCUCUCAAGGAAGCCUAAAAUCUAUGUCCCUAUUGAUCUUAUUCUCCGAAAAAAGACUUCCACCCUUUGUUUUUCUUUUAUGAUCAAUUUAACAACUCAAGUAAACUAAUCUUCCUUCAAGUUUCCAACAAUUACUUUUCCUUCCCUCCGUAAACGCAUCUUUACCAAUUUUACUUAUUCUAUAUUCAUAUAUUUUAAAAAAACAUUUUAUACACCUACCUAUUUUUAGUUAAAUAGUUAUAUUGUAACUAAUAUUUAACAGUUUUAAAAUUAAAAUUAUGUAUAAUUUAUAAUUUAUUAAAAUGAAUUACCAUCAUUUUCGUUAAAUCUGUGACGUCUUAUUAUCACCGACGAUUUUUCCUACCCAUUUCUAAUUUUUUUCUCCUACCUCAAUAUCUCAUUUUCCAAAAAUUACCUUCGUAUUCACCCUUAUGGUCUCAUUUACUGUUGAACAUUAUGAUGUUAUUUAUGCCCCACAAUUCAUCUCCUUGCUCUCCAUUAAUAAUCUCGGUUUUUUUUUUUACUCACUUCAUCUUCAUAAAAAAAAAAUUUAAUUUCAACUUGCAUAUCUUUGUUUUAUUCUUACAGUGAAAUCCUUGGCUCACGAAAUAUCCCUUUCAACAUUAAUUUUGAGUUUCUCUAAUAUUUUAAACUAAACAACAGGUUUUUUUAUAUUCUCUAUCUAUCAUGAUUAAUGUUUUUAUUUUCUAUACACAUUCAUCUUAAUACAUGUAAUACAUGCAUUUAUUUACAUUGACCGAAUAAUCUCAUAUUCCAUUUUGUUUUCACAAAUUAUCACUUAAUUCCUCUUUGAAACGCCGAUCCUAAAAGAAUCCAUUUGCGGCUUUAUUUUUUUUUAUCUUCUAGAAACCGAGAAAAGAGUUUAAACGUAAAAUCUUAUUUUCAUUAUUACUCUCUAUUUUGCAGUUCAGUUUUUCUUCGCUAUUAAUUUCUUCACGGUCAAAUUAGAAAAAAUGCCUUCCAAAACUUUCUGUGUCAUUCAUAUUUAAAGAUACUAUAUGAUCAUUUUUACGAAAAUUAACACUUAUUGUAAAAAUUACUCACAUACAUGGGUUAAAAUUUAAAACCACAUAAUAAAUAAAUAUUUACCCAUUCCAAUAUUUUGUUGUUUUUAAAUAUAAUUUAUACAAGUGGUAGGAGAAUUUAUUUUGAAAAUUUGAGUUUUUAGUUUGAAGUAGGUAUAUGAAAAUUGUGCUUUGAAUUCAUUUCCAUGUAUGUACUUACUCUUAAAGUUAAUUGGAAUUUUUAACUAAUAUGACUGAUUAUUUUUUCUAUUUUUUAAUUACAUACAUUAGAACCAUAACUUUCUAUAAUUACAAUCAUAUAUUCGUACUAUAUUAUAGUAUUAUUAUACUGAAUCCGUACAUGCAGAUACAAAUUUUUAAAUUAAUAUUUUAUGAAAUAAUGAAUAUUGUUAGUUGUUCAUUUAUGCGUGGUGAUUAUCUUUUACUCUAGUUUAAUGAUAUUUUAAUUGUGUGUACGUGUAUAUUUUUAAAUAUUGAAGUCAUAUAUACUUUGGUACUAUUUUAUUUACUAUUAUAUUAGGUAUUUCUAUUUGAAACUUAGAAAUAACAAUAAAGAUUGAUAUAAAGGUAUGGUAAGUAUCAAGUACAUUUAGGAAAUGACCCGCGAAAUAGGAUCAUUUUAUUAGUUCCGCGCGUAUACUGCAAUCGUAGAAGCAAAAUGAAAUGAAAAACUCGGCACAAUACAAGGACAAAAAAUCGAAAAGUUUCGAGUUAAAAAUAGUGUUUGUAAUAAAAAAAAGUAAUUAUGUAUUGUUGGGUUAACUUUACAGAAUUACGAUUUUUAAAGAGUAAUAUUUAAUAUAUGCAUUAUGCCUUUCGCCGUUUCUUGGAUUGUGAUGUGUACAAAUGCUACAUUUUUAAAAAAAUAACCCAGUUCAAAUCACAUUUCGGAUGCUUUAAUAAAUAUGGAUAGUUACUGUAAUUAUAUUAUUUAUCGGGCGAAAAAAUGUUUCGUAGAUAAGAACGAUCUUUUGGCUUUUACACGUGUAAGUGUACCAGUUAGGUGAAAUCUUCACAGUAUAAAUAACUAGUGUCCUCAGUUUGAACGCGUGUUCAGGGUAUGUUUAUUUUUGAAAAAAGAAAGGAUUUUCGAUAUUUAACCGCAUAAUUGUCACACAUUUCAAUAACUAAAGCUCUCGUCUAGCCAACUCUUGUUGAUGGUAGUAGAUAAUUGUGCAAGCUUAUUGACAAAUUCGAUCGAUUCCCCAACUUAAUUUUUACUACCUACUAAUAAAUAUUUUUCUCUUCUUCUUUUUCGUUCUUUCUAGCCUUUUUGUCGUCUUAUUCGAAUGUUAUGAACUAUGCUACCGUAUAGUAAUAACGCUCUUUAGGGUUUUAUAAUAUUUGAAGGGACUGCGACAAAAACGAUCAUUGUAAAUUAAUCGUCAAAAUAAAGAUAUUUACAUUGUCUUGUGGUUUGUUCCUGGACGAUUUGAUGCAUAAAUUGAGCGGAAUUAAUAAAAAAAAAGGAUCAUGAUCCAGGAUACGGCGUACAGUUUUAUAGUAAAAAAAAAAAAAAAAAGAGAAAAGUCAUAAGUAUCAAUACUAAUUUAAAAUAACGACUAUACAUAUACAUAUAGGUCGAUUUUUUCCUUCAAGGAAAAGUUUUCCAAGGUUUUAAAUCCAAGUCGUAAAUAAUUAUUCUUGUAUCUUUUCGAUGAUAACUCUGUAAUACGCUAAAUAUAAUAUUAUAUAAACGAAAAUCGAAAUGUUUAUUAAUAUAUGCAUAUGGUUUCGGUGUAGAUAUAAUAUUAUCGUCUGCACAACCAUCACGGACUGUUGCAAGAUUGAUCAGUUAACAAAAGUCAAUACAUGCAUAUAUAUAUAUAUAUAUAUCAAUAUAAAAUAUAUUUAGCGGCUUUUAUUAUCCACGAUAAUAACGUUAUAUGGUAGAUAAGGUAUAAAUGUAUGGUAAUAAUAAUAAUAAUAAUAAUAUGAUACGAUAGGGGACGUGGUGGCGCACGCGUCGUGUUUGUAGAGCACUCGCUCGGUCGGCGGAAAGGUGAUGUACAUAUUGUACCGCGGCGGGUCGCGUCUAGUGGUGUCUGCUCGCGUAUAUAAACCGGCGGCAAAUCGCUAAAGAAUAUAUGUAUAUAUAUAUAUAUAUAUAUACGUAUAUUCUUAUAUUGUGUAUUGUACGAUUUAGCGCUCAGUCAGCUAUCUGUAUUAUUACUAUCUUCGAUGUAUAGUAUUGGCGCCGAACAGUCAAUAUUUACGCUCGUUUCGCGAUUGCGGCCGCGGCGGUUUUGCCCUUCGAUGCCGCGGCGCGUUUGCACACUCGCCCGCCGUCGUCGCUCAGGUUAAUUUAGACGCGUACCCACGAUGACGCACCAACCGGACGGAGCGGGAGGGUAAAUAAUAUCCAAUUUGUACGUUUAAAAACCUCCCGAAAUUCCAGUCUAAAUACCCAGCUGCGCGUACCUAUCACUUAUAUUAUUGUUAUUAUUAUUAUUAUUUUUAUUAUUGUUCGAAAUAUAUGUAGUUUAUCAUGCGAAUAGAACACGUCUCCCACGGGAAGAUAAAAAAAAAAUCGCAAUUAUAUAAUGUACAAUGUGUGUAUACCAUAUUAUAAUAUAAUGUUAUAUCAGCGUUGCCGUUACUGCACGACAAAUGACAGCUGGACAGCAUAUUUAAAUGAAAUAGGUGAAUCUGGAGACUUAUCAAAAAUAAAAUCCAAGAAAGGACGCACUAUGAGACGUGAGGAUGAGCUGCACCCUAAACUAAUUGAAAGUAAGAUAAAGGCAGAGAACGUCCCCGAACAACGUUCAUAAAAAGAGUAAUUUCUGAUGUCGGGCUAAUGCAGCUGAACGUAUAAACCUGAAAAUACUGGACAGUAACAGCGAAUGAAGGGAAUUCGGAAGAAGAUUGUCUAAUCAAGAUUACGGCUGAAAACCGAAGAAGUAGCCAUCAGUAUUAUAGAACAUGAAGAAAAACCGACCCGCCGGGUCGAAUAAUUACACAAAAUAGAUGUGUGUUUAAGGAGUCGACAAUUAUCGGCGUAUCAACAAUUUUCCCAAAUUUUAGUAUUAUUAAUUUUACAUUCUGAACAGUGUAGAUAAGAAACUUUCAGUUAUUUUACUGAGAUGUCUUUUUUUUCUAGGAUAACAUUAAUUCGGUUAGUGAAAAUGCUUUUGAAUUUUGGUCUUGCGUUGUACUCGUAGGUAAAUGUGGAUCUUUGAAUUGAUAGUAUUUAUUUUAUUUUUUAAAAUAUCUAAAUUAACCAACUGCAGUAUUGUUGAUGCAUUUCAUUGCAGUCAGUGGCGUACCCGAUAUUUUUUAAUAUUUUACAAAAUACAAAAUUAUGUAAUACAAUUAUUUGUAUUUAGUUGAAUAAAUAUAAUACAAAUGUGCAAUGAUAAUUAUUUUAUAAAUAAUUAUUAUUACUAAUUAUUAAUAAUUAUAUUACUGUCCACUGACUGUAGACCACUGCAGAUUGCAAUGAUUACAAUGGUCGAACUUCCCAUCUCUAACAGUGAAGACGACCUACCUACCUACCAACAUUACCAGCGACACGAAGUAUAUUAAUUUUUAAAAUUUCGAUAAAAACUAAUUUCGCACCUGCAGCUGCCGCAGAGACGAUUGGUGUUCACGGACCACUCUACGCGAAUCUAAUUUGCAUUCCUCGGGUGACGGCGACGCAAUGAUUGCUAUUUAUUUUCGCGCCACCGCUCGCGUUGCCUUCCGGGUUAUAUUAUUAUUAUUAUUAUUAUUAUAUAGAAACGGUCACGGUACUCUGGAAUCAGUAGGGAGUGGUAGUCAACGAACCGCGCGCGCGAAAACCGCUACCGUAAAAUCCCGAGUCGCUGCGCAGCUCAGUCUCGAUCGAUGGCAUACGGAUGAAAUUUCAAUAUGCGUAUACUAAUAUCAUAUUAUUACCUAUUAUUAUUGUUGUUUCCGCCCCAUAUGUGCGUCGCAGCGAGUUCACUAUCUCUCGCCACUUAUUGUACCGAUACGAAUGUGUAUCAGCUUACCGUACGAAUGUAUAAUACGACUGUGUAGGCCGGUAUAAUAUCAUCGUUUAAUAUUAUACGAUGCCGUCGUAUUAUCUAUAUCGAAGUUUAAUAAAAUUUACGUGCCACAGUACCGCGUAUAUCAUUAUAUUAUGCGUCUGUAUUAUUGGUUUAUAGUCACGAUACAUAUUAUUUUUUCAUUCCUAAAAAAAAAUAACGCGUGAAUCCGAUUUAAACGCAUACGCAUUUAUAUAUAUAUAUAUUAUUUUAAGUUGACUUGGCGUUCGCGUAUCUGCAUUAUUUCUAUUUUCCCUGCCCUGACACGCGUGCAAAUUAAAAUAAAAUACCAUUGUCGUAAAAUUGUAUUUCCGCUCUAUACUGCACCACAACCGUUCGUUAAAGUGUCGUGUGUUUCUCCAAUUAAUUUCCCUGACAUAAAACCUUAUUACUAUCUAGUCGAAAGGUUGUGGGUGGGAAAAAACAUUGCAAAAUAUUUAUAUACAUUAUACAUAUAUAUUUUUUUUUGAAAUGCAUUUUUUUUUUACGCGUAAAUAAUUUAGAGGGGCGUUUAACGGCCACAGAUGUAUAAAUCGUACACGCAAUAAUUUCUCGCCUCCCCCACCCCUCAAAAAAAAACAUUUAUUUACAGUUUAUAAAACCAGAAAUUUGAUAAGUAAUCGGAAAUAUCACUCAGCUCUGUCCCCCCCCCAAAAAAAAAAAACUUCGUUAUAUUAUACGACUUGGAGUAUUGAUUAAUUUAUUUAUCGAUAUGCUUUCAUGAAAUCGAUACCUAUACUUAAUUAUUUCCCUUCCUUUUCUGUUUAUUGUCUUACAAUAUGUUUUGUUUGUGUAGAUAAUAUAAAACAUUUAAAAAGAAAGAUAAAACAUACUAUUGCAAAUUUAAUAAAAACAAAAUUUAAUCGCCGCAAAAUUUUCUUUGACUGCAAGUGAAAAAAUACGAUUAAUUAUUUUAUUAUUAGUCGUGUUGUUUUUCCGAAUCGUUUUUCGAUGGCAAUGAUUUAGCGUUACAUUCAGUAUAAAACUGAAUUAUCCUGUAUAUCUCAGCUACCCUACAACUUACUAGGGCUUCCCGAUGAACAGUAUCAAUUUUUUUUUUUUAUAUAUAUACAGAUUAUAAUUUUACUGUUUCAUUUCUGCCGUAAAUAACACCUUAUUCUAUUAUUCUAUUAUAUUCUAUUGAAUUAAUAUCAUACUGUUUAAAAUAAAUGACGGCCCAUUAAGAAUAUUAUUUAACAAAAAGUAAUUUAACUUAACAAAACAGUUAAAACAAAGAAAGUCUAGAGUAGAGUUAUAGAAAAAAAGUGCGAAUUAAGAAGAGUUUUAUGAAGGUUGGUAUAGUGAACUGAUUCAGGUUUCGGAGGGAACUUUGACAGAAUCCCAUGAAAGUAUUUCAGGUGUAUAUAAUUAGUUUUAAAAGAAAAUUGUCUUCAUUGUUAAUUGCGUUUUCUAAAUAAAAGAAAAACUAAUAAUAUUUGUCAUACAUUAUUUGUGUAAACGAUGAUACUAUUAUUAUACAAAUAUAUAAUAUAUUAGAUGUGGUUAAACAAAAAUUUCAUUGUUACCUACCUACUGAAUAUAUAAUUUUAAAAAAAGUGUACAUUUCAUAUUAAAUCCUCGUACAAUAUUAGUAUUUCGUGUCACCUUUAGUAUCAUAGUGUUAAUCAGCUAAUAGCUGUAGUUAAUAUCAGAUUUCAAUGUAAAUCUUUUUGAAGAUUUAAUAAAACGGUCAUGGGCUAUUUACGUUAAAGAUUUGUUUGUAAACUGACGGUAUUUAUAGCGCUAGUUAUGCACUUUAACACGUAGUCCAUAAGCGGAUUAAAUCAAAAUCCUUCGCACUUAUUGUUUAUCUCAUCCCACUAUACUAGUUAUGACUACUAUGACUAGCUUAAAAAAAAAACAUCCAACGUGUUUAACCUUAAUAAAUAGCUACACAACAUAAUUAUUAUUAUCUCGACAUAUUUUUUUAAACCGUUAUAAUUUGUUUGAGAAACGGUUUGUUCAGUUUUUUCUCAACGGUGUAUAAUUUUAUAAUAUUGGAAAAAAAAAUGUUACAAACCGUCUAUUCGGAUAAUAUAUAAUAUUCUAUAGAAGACGGCGUAUUAUAUAUGCAAUUUUGGUGCAUUAUCUCUGGAACAAGCGUGAGUGUAUAAAACAUACAAAAAGUUUAAAAGGGAUUUUCAGUAUAUUUGUUGUAUUUACAUAAAAAGCGUAUUCGUUCAAUAAUAAUAAUAGCAUUAAUACAACGUUUGCGCCUUUUUAUAAAAUAUUAAUAUAUUAUUAUUUUUUAUUUGUUUUCACGUAAACGAUAUUUUGGUCUAAGGAUUAAGUCCAGAAUAAGAAAUGGCGGGUCUCUAUAAAACGGGACACACAUUUUACAUUAUCGUAAUCGAAUUGUUGCAGUCCUCCCUGAACACAUUAUGUACGAUUAUCGGAAUUGCUAUAAACUAAAUGAUGAUACUGCUGGUUAUGCGUGACUUUCGUUUAUUCCAUAUAAUAUUUUGGAGUAUUUUUUUUCAAACUUAACGAUUGGUACAUUGUGAUAUCGUAAAAAUCGAUUACACCAGGUUUUUUAAUCAUAUAUUAUACUCAAUCGUUUCGUCGUUUGUAGGUAUAACUUACUUAAUACUUGCAGUAAUAGAUACUUACAAAAAUUAAUAUUUUGAUUUUGAUUGUAGUAUAGCGAUAAAUCAAAUAGUUUCACUAAAUGCAUUUUUUUAGAUUCUGAACGGAGCGAGAGAUCUUAGUUCUAUGACGUGUUUAUUAUUAUUUUGUUUUUUUAUGUUUAUGAACAACUUUUCUUUCAGACGCUUGCUCCAAUCGAAAUGACAAUAGUCUUUUUAGAUUCUAAGUGGAGUAAAGAAGCUUAUGGUUUUAUAAUGAUGUUUAUUUUUUUUUAUUUUAUUUUUCUGUAACUUUUCUACCAUAAAUCUUGCUCCGGUUUUUAAGCAUAGCAUCUUUUCUGAAAGGAAAUCAGACUGGGAUGGUACUUCAGAGAAAAAUGUUCGUAAUAAAUGGAAAACGAGAAAAUAGGCAUAAUAUUAAACAAAUAUUAUUAAAGAUAAUAUAUAAUACCUAUGUAAUUAUUUUACUAUAAUAUGACAUAUAUAUUGUUGACAGAGUAACACUAUUAACUGAACUCCGCUUAGAAUCGUUUAUUUUCAUUAGCAAUGGUUUAUCGUGGUACACUCGUCCUUAAUAUCAAUGAUCAAAUUUUAUCACGCUGUAUUUAAAAAGUUGCCGAAUUUCUGCCUAGUGAAACUUUACUUAAAACUUUUUGAAACUCUAUAGUUUGAUUUUUUUUUUUUAUUGUUAUUAUUAUAAAAUACCUUUUCUGUUACCGAAAAUUAUUUAAAUGGUUUAAAUCGUAUACCUUAAAAUAUGAGAAUUUUCAUAUAUUUACGUGUACAUUAUUUCAAUAAAUAUUUCUAAAUUCCUAAAAGUUGUUCUGAACCAUUAUAAAAACUGAAAACAAAUGACGAUACAUUGUAGGUUUUAUUUGUAUUGGUUUCUAUGUUACUGUGGCCACAAGGGAAGAAAAGACGACUAAUAUACUAAAUAACCUUACCAGUUUGCCAAACUUUGCUCUGAAUCGUCUUUUGAUUUCAUUGAUUGUUCGUUGUUUUCAUUAGACAAUAGACAUAUAAACAUUAUAAACUAAAUUACCCUACAUCCAAUACCUUCUAAACGUAUCGCGUACAACUACUAGUACUACUGUCUCCAGUUGUACAAAAUAAGAUGUCUGGCUUUUAUUUUAGCUAUGAAUAUAACUUGAUUAAAACAUUAUUAUUAUUAUGAAGAGUAUUAUAUGUAUAUUUAUUCAUUGAAUAUAAAGUGGAAUGUCACAUAAAUUACAAAGAGGGUAGAGAAAAAUCUCAAUUUAAUAUUAUUUUCAGUAUUUUUCGGUGACUCAUAUAAUAUUAGCCACGUACUUUUUUUGAGUAUAUAUUUUAUUUUAUGUAUUUUUAUAGUUACCAUUAUUCAACAUUUUAUUUAUUAAAUAUAGUUUGUCAGGUAUAUUUUAAUACUCUGUGUUGAAUAAAAUAUACAGUAUAUUGUAUAUGGUAUAUUUUUGGUUUUCAUAUUAUUUUAUUAUAAUAACAGCGGUGCGAAUUAAAUGUAAAUUUUUAUAUGAUUUUUGUAAGAAAACAUUAUCAAUUCAACUAUCGUUGGCCAUAAAGCUGUUGAAAAAAAAUGUAUUAUUAUUAUAAAAUAUAGUCUGUGCAAUGUUCAUAUUAUUAUGUUCAUUAUGUUAUAAAUUAAAUAUUUGUCUGAUAAUAUUGUUAUUUGUUCCCGAUUUCAUAAUAUUUGGUAAUCGCCACAAACUGAUACCGAACACGCAAAUAAUCACGGAAUUUAUUUGAACUAAUUUUUAAUCAUAGAUUAUAACUAGAUAUCCGACUGUAUAAUAAACUGGCUAUCAUAUAACAAGACAACAAAUUGUAUUGAUUGUGUUUAUGCUAUGAAUUAUAAUAUGAUGAUCUAGAAAUCAAGGUGUAGAUUUAAAAAAUGAAUUUCAAAUAUUUUUCAUACCAUCGCAUUUUUACAUUAUCACAUAAUUUAUCAACCUAAACAAAUAUUUUACAUGUUAAUCAAUAGAAUUUGCCCUCUCUAUUUAUGACGCUGCUAGGUUUUUCAUUUACUCAGAGUCGGCUAUCUAUUUGUACUAAAAAUACCGUUCCACAGUGUUCAAUGGAUUUUAUAAUUUUCAGUUAUUCAAUUUUUAAACAAAUUUUUUUACAAUAUGCUUUUCUUUAAAGGGACCUAUUUAGAAAAAAAUGAAUUUGUUAACUAUAUUUUUUAUUUGCAUUCGUUAAUUUCUAAAAAAACAAAAUAACUUUAUUUAUUCACACAAAAUGUGUAUAACAAUUUUAAUGUAUCUUAUAUUCAUAUCUGAUCAAUAGUUUCUUAGUAACAGCCAUUUUAAUUUUUAGAGAAAAAAUUUGUAAAACAAGACUACUACGUAACACGAUAGGAAAUAACUUGAUUUAUUGUGUCAUAAAUAAAAAUGGUUGUCACUCAAAAAUUAUUGAUCGGAUACGAAUGUGUAAUUUUUUAGAAUUAUAUUUUUUUACAAAAUGGCUAUUUUUUAACAAAUUUAAAAUGAAUAAAUAAAGCUUUCUUUUGCGAAUAUAUGGGGUGAAAAAAGAAAUUUUAUUUUUUUUUUAAUAAAUGUCUCACUCAAAGAAAAGAAGGUUAAAAAAAAUUGAAUAUUAACAGCUCCAGAAUAAUCUUUCAAACACAGUUGGAUACCUGUAUAUAUAUUAUGGUUGUGAUUGAUUACAAUACAUUAUAAAUUAUAUUGUAUUACACAAACCAUAAAAAAAAAUGUUGCUGAUGUUUUUGCAUGAGUUUACUAGAAUAGAGCUCACGCGUUUAUAAUAUAUUGGAAAAUCUAAAUUUUGUAGUAUUAUCGUUCAUGAUAUAGGAAUGGUUACAGACGCUGCAGCGCCACAGCCGAAUACAAUGUUUCCAUUGGUUAUCAUAUUCUUAUCACAACCCAAUCGCGCUACUCAUAUUAUUCCAUAACUUUUUUAUCAUAAUCAGAAUUUGAUUUAUUUACUUAUAAAUUACAAUUGGAUAUUUAUAUGUUAGAUUUUUACUUUUUACAAUACUAAUUUAUAUAUUUUUAUUUGAGAAUAGCGGUAUAUCUAAUGCUUAUUAAUUAUUUAGAAUACUUAAGAAAAUUCUAAAUCCCGAUUUUUAAUUUUUUCACGUAGGUACCAAUAAUAAAUACAGCUAUCUAAAAGUUAAGCAUAGUUAAUUUGAGUACUUUUAUUUAUUUCUCUGGUGUUGGUUUUAUAUUACUGGUCACAUUAUGCUGCAUAUUUAUGCUUCGAUUGUGGCAAAAAUGUAAUAUAGAUAUGCGGAUGGUAGAUCGUAAUUAUAUUGUGAUAAAAUAAAAAAAUAAUCUCCAAUAAUAACGUCAUAUUAUUUAAUAAUUAUUAAACGGUAUUCGAACAUGAAAUUAGCCGGUAUUAUAUUUUAAUCGGGUGACCGUUAUGCGUCCACUCUCUCUCGGCGUAGGACCGACGCCGCCGCCGUCCGCCUGCCCGCCCGCCAGUCGAGUUGUCGGGGACUCCGCGGCUUUACCAUAAUAAUAAUAUACGAAAAUAGAACUCGAAAUUGAAAUAAUAAAUGAAUGGUUUUUGCAUGCGAUUGUGCAGCUCCGCCAUAGCUCUUUGCCGGUACCCACGCAUUGUCAGCGGGGCGGCACAAGAACCGCCACCGGACAUACAUUUCAACUCCCGUGUUCAUUUAUUAUUAUAUUGUUAAAGCGCGCGCUCGUUUCGCGUCCGGCAAACGACGCCGAAUUUACGACUGUCGACUAUUAUUAUACGAUUAUUGUUAUAUGUAUUAUUUACCGGCGCGCAUUGAUGUGAAAUUCGGUUCUUUUUAUGUUCGAAAAGCGUAUGAAAUAAUAAUAAUAAUAAUAAUAAUGUCUCUCUUUCCCCCUCCCACGUCCGUCCCACCACAUCCCUGUGUGUGCGAUGAAAAUAUAAUUUAACCCGACAAAUACCCGUCUAUAAAUAUAAUAUUAUAAAUAACCCGUCUGAAAUAAUCGCACUAUACGCCCCCGCUCAGGGUCUCUCGUAUAGGUACAUUAUUAAGAACGGCGGGAACGAUGGGACUUGGUAGAAUGCAUGCGGGAUAAUUAAACGUUUUUGAAAACCAGUGAAUUCGUCUCGUCUCGUAUUUUGUGUUAUUAUUAUUAAUUAUACGUUUUUCUUUUUUUUUUUUAUAUAUUACCAAUAUAAGAGUGAAACGUAUUAUUAUAUACUGUCGGAGACGGACGGGUCAAAUAUUUUUUUUAUUAAAAAAAUUUAAUAUAUUUGAUAAAUUCUAAUCAAGUUUAAUAUAUCAAAAACAACACAGUUCUGCGGAAUAAUCUAUACCUGAAAAAUCGGUUACGCGCAGUAUGAACUAAAAAAAAUUAAUUUAAUCAAGGGUCGAAUAAAACCUGUUUUAACGAACGCCCGUUACAAAAAUAAAAUAUCUUAAAACUUAAAAUAUGAUCAAUUCUGUUAAUUUUUUUUUUCCGCAAUCUAAGCAGGUGGUUAGAAUUUUAAUAUGUUAUUCUUAUACAUAAUAUAAUUUAAUUUAAAUGGCUUUUAAGUACUAUUUUUUUUUUUAUAUAAUUCAUUUUUUUUUUCCAAGGGUUGGCAAUAUUCGAUGAGGUAGCAUGCUGGAAUUAAUGCGUUCUCUCGUUGGUGUUGAAUAAAUUUACGUUUACGCGCUAAGGGUGUUGACCGGAUGGACGUCGUCGUGCGGUUUUCUUGCUAAACGACAACGGUAGCGCUGUGGUAUGUGACCCAAAGUAUGCGGUUGGUCGGAAUUUACAAUAGGAAUAUUGCCCAAAUCACUGCUGUUGCUUCUACCAGCAGUGUUUCACUGCAGCUAGGGAAAGGAGGGAGACGAUAAAGGAUUAAGAGUACGUGAUACCCGCAUGUGCUGUCCUCGUCUUAUGAACAUACGACAUACCAAAUUUUCGUUGAGCAGAAACAACUUUGUGCUUGCUGUUAGUUUUAGUAUUCGAGUGAAUUAACCUACUAUCAAACGUAAAUCUUAAAACAUUAUUUGUAUAACUACGGUUGUUUUUAUCCAGUAUUUAAAUUAACUUGAUAAAAGCGUUUUUAAAUAAUUGUGAGUUUUUACAUACUUAAACAUAUCGAUAAUAGGUAUUUAAAAAAAAAAAAACCGAUAAGUUUGACGAUGGUUCAAUUUUUUCUAAUAUUAAAAUUAACUUUACAUAUAGUUAUCCCUGUUUAAUGCAAAUUUGCUAUGUCGUAAGUUCAUAAGACAAUGAAAACAUAUAGGAAUAUCACGUCUUUUUAAAAAUGUCCGCCUGCCCAAUCAGUUUAUUGUCAGAUUCAUAAUUUUUUAACACUGCGGUACGAGUAUAUUAUUUAAUGCUUUUAAAUAUUUUCUAUUAUAACUUCACUUUUACAAUUUUCCGGCAUAAUUUAAAGAAAGAAAAAAUUCUCUUCAUUUGGGUGCAUCAAUCGAAUGAAUCUGAUGAGUAAAGUUUUCAAUGAACUCGGAAUUAUCUUGUUAUAGAAUUUUGGAACAACCAUAUAUAUAUAUAUAAAUCCUAUAUAAUCAAUAUAAUUUUAUAAUAAAUAAUAAUCAGAUAUGCUACUGUAUAUAAUUUUAUACAAUAAUUGGAUAAAUAAAUUAAAACAUUUUUAAUUGCUCCUAAAUAAUUUCGUCAAGUUAUUUGGUACUUACUACCUCCAAGGUUUUCAAUUCUAUAAAAAUAAUUGUCGACUUUUAAUUUUGUUACGUACAUAACAUUUAACUAAAAAUAACGGUGAAUAUAAUACACACAGAUAUCGAAUAUCGAAUGUUACACUGUGUAUUUUAUGAGCGUUUAAUUAAGUUCAAAAACUUUAUAGACCGGCUGACAUUCGGAGUACGGUUAUUGCUGCAGUAAUAAAUGUCGCGAAAUAAUUUUCCCGCCUUUCCGUCGUCACGCUUUCUAUAAAUGCUCAUAAAUAAUAAACCGCCGUUGCCGUCGGUUCAAUAUUCAUAUCCAUAGAACAAUACCUGUAAUAAUAAUAUGUUGUUGUAUUGCAGUUGUAUAGACGUUUUCAUUUGCAGAAAACAUUUGUCCUUUAGAAAAUAUCGAAAUUAAAAAUAAAGGUUGCUAUAAAAGAAAAAAAAAUUUAAAAAAAAAUCGUUGACAUAAAAAAUAUGACGUAUACUAUAAAUAUGAUUUAUUCAAAAAUUGUUUUUAACUAUAUGACUAAGUAUAAUUAAUAAUAACAUAUAAUAUAUAUUUUUUUUAACUCGAAGAUAAAUUAUUGUAUCAAAAGAUUUAAAAGACUUUGUGAUUUGGUUCAAAACAAUCGUAAGGACCUAACAUCUUUCUAGAUGUGGUAAAAUUUUCUAAACAUAUUGGCGAUUUUUGAGUUUUUUAUAGGCAUUUGAUAUUUUUGAGUUAUUUUAGUUUGUAUUUGGUUUUAUGUGGAUAAAAUUAUUUCGACUUAUCAAGAAAUUUUUGAAAAUUGUACACGAAGUUCAUCGUAAAUUGUACUUAGUGGCCAAACGAAAAAUAAGUUCAGUGUCAUAUGUACUUUUUUUAUAAACGUGUUUUAAAUUAAAAUUCCGACGAAGUCGUAUAAAUUAUGGCCAUUUAAAACAUGUUUAACCGAACUUCGCUCAUAAUCGAAUUUUGUCAGUUGCACACAGAUAUCAAUUAAAUGGCACUAUAUAUCUUACCUUCCCAACUUUCGUCUAUAACAGUGGCAUACACAUCAAGAUUAUUUGGUCUUUUUUUUAUACAUUUAUUUUACAGGCGUGUAUUUUAUUUUGUAUACGUCGUCGUUAUAAAAAUAUCUUUGUCUGAUCAUGUGUCCGGGGGGUAAAAUAUAUGACGAGUACGUGCCUUUAAUCUGUUUAAUUAUUUACAGUCUACAAAUCUCGUUUUGUUAUUUAAUUAUAUUGUUAUUUUACACGGUGCAGCGGGACAUCAAACAUAUUUUGUUUAUGCGGUAGGAAUUCUGCACAGCCAUAAUAUUAUAAUUCUACUGGCUAUAUGUAUACCUAUACACUAAGUUUCGAUUACCUAUACAUAAUAAAUAUUAUGAGAUCAUAAUGAUCGCGCGUAUAAUUUAUUGCUCGUCAUAAAUCGUUUCAGUUUUUAUUUUAUGUAUUUCUUUUUUUUCUUUUGAACGGCGGGGGUGGCGGAGGCAUUACAACUUUUAUAUUCGCUGCCCCCCCUUUCCCCCGAGGAAUUUUAUCUCUCGUAUUAUCUUUCGAAACAUUCGCUUAGUCUCAAAGUUAAAUUUGAUGUUCGCCGCAAACAUCAAGCAACCACCGUUCCGUGGGGUGAUUUUCAGUAUAUAUUUAUAUAUGUAUACAUUUUUUUUCUUAUAAUAUUCUUAGUUUCUUACCGUUUUUAGAUUAUAAUAUUAUAAACGGUAUUGUUCGCAUUUACGAAAUACGUCAUUAAAUUUACUAAAUUUAUUUACCUAAUUUAGUUAUUCCAUCGUUCAAUAAAAUAAUAAUUGUAUUAUUAUUAUGUGCCUACGUUUCUCGUUUAUACAAAAUAUAAUCGGCUGAAAUACAAAAACCGCGUGGCUGUGUAUUCAUCUGAAAAUUUGAUACGUUUGUGUUUAUUACAUAUUUAUAUUAUACACUCGCGUAUCGUUUGUUCUUGUAAUCGUCGCGAACCGAUGCGAGGUACUUAUAUAAUAAUAUAUUAUUACUUAUUUAAUGAUAAUUUUCGUAAAUUUAACCGUGUAUAGUGUAUACGUUGUCUAAAAUAAAUACUGCCUGUAUACCUAAUAUUGUAACAAUAUUAAAUCGUUUAAACAAAUAUUAUUCGGUGUAAAAUAUUAUAUGCAAUAGUUCUCUUAUAGCAAUUAUAGCAAUUAAUACUUAAACGUUCAUUUUAUUUUGAAACGUUGCGAAACAAAACUUCCACAUUUUACACCUACUCGUAUAUUAUAUUAUUAUCUCUCUAAUAUAUAUGUGUAUAUAUAUAUAUGUAUGUAUUUAUUUUUAAUGUACUCGCUCAUUAUCCCUUAGUAAUAUACACUUUUUAUUUUUUAAAAAAAAAACCUUUUUUGCCAUUCUAUUGUUAUGGUUAUUAUAGCUAUUACAAUAAAGAUAGUGUAUUGUGGUUGUUUUAUCAGAUGACAACUUAAUAAUUAUUCGAAUUAUAAAACAAUUUAUACGUGUAACACUCGUAAUUUAUCGUUUUUUUUUUUUUUUCUAAUAUAUUAGUGAUUAUAAUAAUAUAUAAAUGAAAAAUUACUCAAAUAUAUGUUUUUUAUAUGUUUCAGAUGUCUAAGUCCCAGAUCGGCAUAUUUCUACGAGUUUCCUCCAGCAGGUAAAAUAUGCAAUAUUGUACAUUUUUUAAUACUCGUAUAGUCUACAGUUUAUGUUUCCCGUUACAUAAUAUUAAUAAACUGUGUAAAAGAUAUUUUUAAUAGGUUUAUUCAUAUCCGAUUGUAUAUUAAUGACAAACAUUAAACAAAUAUUGAACCGUUAGCCACAGAUUAUAGUAUUAACUUUAUAUACAUUUUUGUAUUAUUAUUUAUUUAUUUUGCGACGAGUUAAUUAAAAAUGAAAAAGGUCCUUUUUUCCUUUUCGAAGCUCGUUUAUUCGGUACACUUAACAGAAACGAUAUUAAAAUAAGAAUUUCCAUCUUCUUUGCAUAUACAAUAAAGCUGCUGCUGCAAUAGCGGAAAGUUGGGAUCCUACGAAACCAAAGAGUGAGAGAUGCGAAAAGAAUCCUUUUUAUUCUCUCUUACGCUUUCUUCCCCUAUUUGUAUAUAUCCUUCUCGCUCGCACCCUUUUCUAUUUUGUACAGAACCAAGGGAAACUCGGUAAUUUCGUGGUUUUCCCAAGGCCGAGAUGGAUUUUAUCCACAGUGAGCCCAGGAUAAAAUUUAAAUGGAAAUUAGACGGCAUCCCAGGGGAGGAAACUGGGUUGUGGGGAUUUGAAUAGCUUUCUGUGGUAUAUAGACAGGGAAAGAAGGAGACCUUUGCGCAGUGUAUAUGCUCGAAAAUAGGGUUUGUUUUCCAAAGGUUUCGACGUAUUUGUGGCAAACGUGUCGAUGUGAUGUUCGGCAGGCAGGUUGUUCGUCCACUCGUGCCCUUUUUUGUAUACCCAUGCCCGUGUUGAUUUAUUCCUAUUUUUAUUGUGCUUGCUGGUUUCCCUCCGUAAAAUAACUGCAAUAUCCGCGAGAUCGGAAAAAUAAUAUUAUCUUCUCAAAGAUUAUAAUAAUAAUAAUAUUAUUAUACACUACUCGAAAUUCGUUAGAAGGUUUGACGCCGUAUAUGCGAUAACGAGUGUACGGUAUAAAAAAGAAAAAAUUAGUUAUUUUUAUAUAUUAGAAUAUUAUACAGUUCGUUGUAAUUUGUUUUCCAGACCGACCUGGUAAAAAGAAGAUAACAUUGACACGGUUUCUGCGGAACUUCAAGACUCACAGGAGAGAUAAAUCCCGAAGUCAACAAAACGUUUCGUCCAGGGUAAGUACCUUCCUAUGUACCAAAUAUUUUCUACCGUUUUGCAAUAUUCGCAAAAAAAAUAUGUCGUCCACGCACAUUAUAAGUGUUGACUACUGUCGACAAAAAUUUAGGUGACUGCGUGACACUAAUGCACACAAAAUAAUGUAUACCCACGAGUUUCUAUGUGAAAUGGCAACGGCGAUUCACUCGUCCGUGCGUGUGGACUCAGUGGUUUGACGGGAAAAGGCUGCUCAUUAAUCGUUAAUUAACAUUUCAAACCGAAAGGGAACAGUUUGACCUCCUUUUUUUUCGUUAAAAAAAAAUAAUAAUUUUUACAGCAGUAAAUCAAAUAGCAUAUAAUUAAUUCCUAUAUACAUUCAACAAAAAAAAAUUCCAUAGAACGCUUAAGACCUCCCACCCGUUUUCCAAAUCUCAUAAGUAACUAUGGUAACGCGUGUAUACUCGAGACUGAUAUAACUAAAAAAAAAAGAAAAAAAAUUUAAGGUACUAUAAAAUCGUUCGGCUAAGUGUCUUUUUGUAUAUAUGAAUAUAUAUUUUUAUUUAUAUAUAUAUAUAUAUAUGAAUAUUAUGCCCGUCAUUUUUUUUACGUCUCUUUUUUUUUCUUUUUUUUAAUUUUAUCGAUCCAUCUCUUUCUUUUAUCCUAUCGUGGCUGUUGACCCGAAAAUGUCUGCGUUUUCAUUUUAUAUAUUUUCGAAUAUGACAUUUCGGUGCUGACAUAAUAUUAUGGAUGUGCAAUAUAAUACCAGUAUAGAUAGUAUAGCCGACGGUAAUCAUCACGCAAAAGUCAACGACAAUGACGUUUCCAUAAAAAUAAAACCCAUUCUUUUAUUUUAAUAUUAAUUUACAUGGUAUUUCGUAUUUAAUGGUGUAACCCGACUUGAUGGUUGAUCAACAUUUAUUCUCCUAUGUAUUAUUUUUCAUUUUUCUAUUUCUUCCUAUAGUUUAAUAGCUUGUCAGUUGUCAUAUAUUAUACAAAAUUGAAUAUUUAUAUUAUGUUGAUGGCGGAGGAGAAAGAUGAGGUAGGAUUGUUGAUCAUAUUACAAUUCUAGGCCUUCUUCAUGAUUACAAACGUGUUUUUAUAAUGCUUUGUAUUUAUACUAUUUUAAAACUUUUUCAGUAAUUUAUUCAAAUGUAUUUAUAUUAUAAAUGAAUAUAUGCUAGAAUCACAAAUUACAUGUUCCAAAAAUCACAUUUUUCAAAAAACAAAAGAUCUGGGAAAGGGGUUUCUUGUGCAAUAAAGAAAUUCAAAAUGCAUUUUUCUUGUGAAAUUUAAAUUAAGAAAUUCAAAACUGCCAUAAAAAGUUUAGGUUUUAGUUAUUAUCUAAUUUUUUUUUUUUUUUUAAGAAAAAUUAAAUAGAGUUCAUUAUCAAAACUCACAAGAUCCAAUGGAACUUGUUAUAUUUGAUUAAAAUUCUACUUUCUGGUUAGUUUUAAACCAGAUUUUAUACGUCUCGGUAUGAACUGAUAACAGAACUGGUUUCGCCUUCAAAAACCCUACAAAAUAGUAUUACGAACUAAUUUUCCCAUUUUUUUUUUUUUUCUGAAAUAUGUGAGUUUUGAUAUUAGUUUAUUUAAACGAUUUAACCUAGAUGCGAAAAAGUGUCAAAAAUGUCUUAACUACUUAGUUCCGAAACUGGCUAUGUGCCAUCGUUAAGUAAUUGAUAAAAUAUUGUGGAAUGGUCUACGUAUUAUUAAUAUUUGAAAAGAAACAAAAUAAAGUAUAAAUAUAAAUAAAUUAUCACAUUUAAAUUACAUGAAGAUAAGUGAAGAAAAAACAAAAAUAACAGGUAGAGCGUGUAAAAUGAAUAACAAAAACAAUGGUAACAGGCAAGUAUAAAGAAUUGGUAAUUAAAACAAUAAUAACAGGUUUUUUGUUUUUUCUUCAUUUAUAUGUGAAGAAACAUGAACAGAACAGAAUGAACAUAUUUCAUAAUUUAAUAUACUUUUUAAAUUUGUACGUCUUAGUUUAAAUUUUUUAAACAAUUAAUCUUCAUACUAUAAUAAUAAUUACAUUUUUAUUACGUAUGUAAAAUAUAUUUUAAUUUAAUACUUAAACAGUUGAAUGUCGCUUUUUGUUAAAUAAAAGUGUUAAAAUUUUAUUGAAAAAAAAAAAUAAUAUUACAUUAUACAAUAAUAAUAACGAUAAACCAAAAUUAAUUUAAUACUAUAGUUUGGUAGGAAUUUUAAUAAUAUUAUAUUUGUAAAUUGAAUUUAUUUUUGGUGGUAAAUAUUGUUAUGAUAAUAAUAUAUCUGUGGGUUACAUGUGCACUUCUGAUGACGAUGUGCCAGUGGAAUACCGAUUCGCGUUUCUGUGUAUUUACAUGCCAAUCAGCAUAUACUGCGGGGACCCGCACCGGAUUUAGUCAAAGCAAAGGGGAAUGAACGCGAAAAAAAUAAAUAAAUAAAUCCCUUGAGAAUUUCUAUUUUUACUACACAGUCCCCUCUAUGACAUGUCGUCGGAUAUGUACAACCAAAUUCACCAAAAAUAUAUUUAUUUUUUUUACCAUCGACGCACGUGCGCAUAUUUUGUCGGAAAAAUAAAUAAUAUUAUGUAUAUGUACAUUUUUUAUAUACCGAUAUCUCUCGCUUCUACAUUGGCGGUAACUAUUUUUUUUAUUUUUUAUUUUUUUUAUUUUUUUUUUUUUUUUUUUUUUUUUUAUAUAUACGAGGAUGAUAAAUUUCCUUUAUAGAAUAUUCGUCACAACACGAUUCCAAAAUUUAAUUCUACGAGGUCAUGACUUCACGAGGGGUUAAACCUGGUGAUCUGACACAGAGCUCGUUGAUAUUCGGUGACAUUUCACACCCGAACGGAUUUAAUACGAACACAUAUACAAACCGCAGUUAUAAACACAAAGUAAUUCAUGUUACCAAGAACGGGUCCGAAGGAAGGGCACUGGAGGAAAAUGCCACCCCCAUUACCAAAAAAAACUUUAUGGUUUUAUAUGUACCACAUUAUAUCAUACAUACUAUUUUUAAUAUAAGAUGUCAAGAAAAUGUUGAAUAAAUUCAUAAAAAUAUAUUAUAUAUUAUGAAAAUAUAAAUUAGAAAUAGGAACUUAUGCAGAUUGGUACUAAUUCGAAUUUUUCACUUCUUGUAAAUAUAUAUAUAUUAUAUAAUAUAAACAUUGUUUUUUCACGUUUAAAUUUAAUAUUUGUCAAAACAAAAACAAUAAUAGUGUAUUAAACAUCCAUCAAUUAAAUAUCUAAUACAUUUGAACAAAUCUGUCUUUACUUUGAUAAUGUUAAAAAUCAUUCUAUUUUAAUUUUUUUAUUUGCGUGUGUUUUUCACAAUACAUCCAAAAGUACAGAAUUGAAGUCUUACACUUCCUUUAUAAGUUAUUAACGGUUUAUCAAUAAAUAUGGCAUCAAAAAUCACACGUUUCGAAAAAGAAAGCGGAAAAUUAUAAUUUAGCCCCUUAAUUGCGCUUAUGGUAAGUGCGUUGACCGUAGAUAGUAUACCGUAUAGAUGCUGAAUUUACCAUUGCGUGUUACGAUAGACGAUAUCUUGGAUUGGUCAUUCCUAGUUUUAAAACCUGCAAAAACUACAAAAACUAUGAAAAUCGAUACGAUAAUAGAACUAGUGAUUUGGAUCAAUAAAAUUCCGAUAUUACGUGAAUCUGAUAAUUCGUAUUCGUUGUGAAAAGCCGACACGAAGUCGUUUCUUUUUAUGGGCUAGUCUCCAGUAUUUCCCUGUUAUUAUUACUUAAUGAUCAUCGAAAAAAACCGUUAUAUUUUCUUUUCCGCAAAAAAGUAAAAACCACACAUUCUCUUUUUCACACAUAUUUCGCCUCCUUUCCUGGUUUGUUUAUUUUAAUCUAUAUGUGUGUUACAAAACAAUCGGGAUUUCAGUUAGUAUAUUGUAUACAAUUCUGUCGGUUUUUUAAUUACGGCCCAACCUUUUUACAACGAUUCCCACCCUAUGCGUGUAAUACGACGUAAUACGGCAAAAUCUUUGAAAUUAUAUACUUCUCUUAACGAGCGUUUAAUCGAAAAACGCUUAAUCGUCCAUGUAAUAAAUAAGUAUAAUGUACUAUUUUUGUAACCAUGUUCAAAUCGUCAUUUAUUUUUUUCUGUACCGGAACUGCACGUCAAAGAAUAGUACUUACCAUCUCUACAGUUUGUUUUCUAUGGUUGAUUUCUCUAUAUAUAAUGAGCUCGGAGACCGCCACUAUACUCACCCGGGUCUUCUGCCCUGUUAUUAUAUAUAUAUAGCGACAUUAGAGUUUUCUACAGAAUCAAAUAGCCGACAACUUUACACGAAUAUUAUUAAUCAUAUAUAUAUUAUCAUAAUUUACACAAAAAUCGCAUGAAUAUAAUAUAUUGUACGCGUUUGUAUUUUUAUUCGAAAAUAAUUAUAUGUUAGUAACAAAUUUUAAAUUUUAAUUUUGAUCUGAUGCGCAUAAAAAUGUACAACUACAACGCUAAUUUACGUAUUAUGGCUCGUGAUCAGAUCGUUUCCUGCGCUAUAUUUUGUCGAGAAAUCGCCAAACUUUUCCCCGAAUUACCGGCCUUAGAUUACUUCCCUCUCCUAUAUUUAUACAUAAAAUCUUCUGUACAUUAGUCACGUCGUACCGGUAUGGGAGGAGUCACAAUACUAUUUGGCACGAAUCCCUAAAUUCUCGCUCCCCGUGAACGAAUUCCGUCCUAUUUGCUGCGUUUUUACCCCAUCACAGUAUAUAAAAACGCUACAGUAAUACUCCCGAGGCAACCUGUGAACAAAUCGUACUCUUUUUACAUUCUUUUACAUUCCAUCCCUGGUUAGCAGUUAUGAUGAUAAUGAUAAUUAUACCGUCUAUAUCCUCGCUGAUCCGGAUUUCCUUACAUUGAAUUAACUUAUACGAGUUAUUUUUUGUUUUUUUUAUCGUGAUCCAGCGAUUAUCCAAGAAGAUUUUGAAUAAAAUUGAUUUUGGUUUUUUCCGUCGUUAUUAAGUUCAUUUAAUAAUCGUCUUUAUAAUUAGGACUGCGAAUUUAAUACAGUGGAAAACCUUAAAAUGCUCAAAACAUGCAAUCAAAUAGAAUAAAAUAUGCAUUUAAAGUCUCAAAGAAUGCAAUAUAAAAUGCACUUUAAAUGGUUUUUAAUUAAACUUUUAUAUUUAUUUUGAUAUUAUAUAUCGCAAGUAAAUAUAACUAAUGUAAAAAUAACUAAUGUAAGCAAUAUUGUCUUAUUUUAUUAAAUAUUAUAUACAGCCUAUGUAAAACAAAAAAUAUUACGGAAUUUGAUUAAAAAUACCGGAAAAUUAGUUAAAAAGGAAAAUAUGACUUAAAAAGUCUAAAAUAAAAUUUCAUAAAUUUAUUCGUUGUUACAUAAUUCAAAUUAUGUAGUUAGAAAGCUAUCUUAAACAAUCAACUAAAAAAAAACACUUUCCUACAAAUUCACAGCCCUAUUUAUAAUAUUUACAAAAUUGUACUCUGUUGAUUUUCAAAUAGUAACCUCCUCCCCCCUUUAAACCACAUUUUUUUUUUUAAAUCAUCUGAAGUUCAAAAUAUUGUUAAAAUUAAGCUUAAACAAUUCUGUAUUUAUUAAAAGAGCAAAUUGAAUUGACCUAAAAUUCUCAAACAAAAUCACUGGAUCAUGAUAACAAAAAUAAUCACCUUAUAUAUAUUUUAUUCUGUUUCAGGCACUAAUUCCACACACGUCUGCUAUUAUUGUUCUUUUAAUAAAAUGCAACCAUUGAUUAUUUCAAAACUUGUUUCGUAGGUUUAUUACAUCACUUACACCGAACAAAAUUUUGACCAACCAAUUCUACUUCGAUUUGUUCUGUAUAUUACCUAUAUUUCUAUUUUGAUAAACAAUUUUGAAAAUCAAAAAGGCGUAUUAAUUAAAAUGAUUAUUUUUCAAUAUGAUAUAAAACGAAACGUAAUAAUUAAUUUAUUGGGAAGUUUUAAAUUAUACUGCUGACAGACCGAAAUUUAAAUAAUCAUACGAUUAGUUCUUUUUUGCGUGGACGCCUAAUACACUGCGAACUUUUUGUAGUUUAAUUGUGUUUUGAAUGACUAUUAUAUAUUCACAUUCAGUUUUUACGUAAUCCAGAAUGAUAAAUCGAUUGAUGUUUAAUUUAAUUGCAUGUAAAUCAUUUAAAUUAAUUUUUGUUUACGUUCUGUAACACGACAAAAUUAACGUCGGUUAAUACUACAUUGCACAUACACAUCAUCUAUACGUAUUGAAAACUAAUGAGUAUAAAUUAUAAUAUAACAAAGUCAUUUUAAUUACAACGUGAGAACAAAUAAUUCCGUUUUAUUUUAAAUGGAUUACGGCGAUUAUUAUAUUAUUGUGCGUUAUAACGGAUUUUGAUAAAAGGUUUACUUAAAUGUCGUCUUUUUGUAUUAUGAUUACUAUUAAAUUAUCCUUUACAUUAAAAAGUGUCACAUAAUAAUGAUGUCAUCGCAGCACUAUACAAAAACUCAUUAUCUUAUUUCUAUAACGAAGUGAGUACUCGCUUAUCUUGAACCCCAACGACUCCGAAAUCCAUUUUGGCUCGUCGCCAUUUUAUAUCUAAAAAAAAAACUUUCCUAUUGUACCUAUACAAAGUUCAAUAUUAGCUUAGGUAUUGUCGCGAUGUUAAUGUAUUCCAACUUUAUGAACUCGUUAAUUGAUUUUCAUCCAAAUCAGAAUAUAUAUUAUAUUAUAGGUAUUUGCAUUUUUAACAUUCCGAAUAAUUGUUUAUGUCGCCUUAAAUCAAAUUAUAAUGAUAUACAAUAUAAAAUAAUGACAAAAGUAUAAAUAUAUAUAUACAUAAACUACUUUUGGUAAUUAAAUAAUGUUGGAAAAUUGAUUUUAUUUUUACGAAUAAUAAUUAUAAUUAGUAAUUCAAAUUUUGACGUGUGCGUAAUCUGAUUAACAUAUUAAAGUAAAUUAACAAUAAAUGAAUAAUGUAUAUAUAAGUAUUAUUAUUGGGUUUGGUUCUUACUAUUAUAAUAAUAGUUGAGUUAUAGAAUUCAGCGUUUUAUGUAUAUUAUUGUUUACGUAUUUCGGUUCUUACAUAGUUAUAUAAAUUGUUGGAGUUGAAUAAACACGAAUUAAUGUCAUAAUAUUAUAAUUAAAUAAUAAUAGUACUGACGUCCGUAGAUGCAACCCCGUCAUCUUUAUGAUUGUUUAGAAAAUAUUAUUGAAUUAUAUCUCGUUUGAAUCGUUAUUAAAUUUAUAUAUAUAUAUAUAUAUACAUUCACAAAAUGUUAAAAGAAAAAAAAACAAACGUUUGUCAAAAAUAUUUUACGAUUAAUUUAAAAAUAUUUAAUCGAUCUGUCAAAUAUAUUUCAAACAAGUCGAUAAAAAUUGAUAAAAUACGGUUAUUCACAUUUCUUAUACAUUUUAUUAAGUUCCAACUGUUAAAUUAAACAAAUUUUUAGUAACUUCUGAAUUUGAAAUGAUAAUAAUAAUGAUUUAUAUUUAGCCAUCCAAAGACGUUUAAAUAUAUUUAAUAUGAUUGUAUAGCACUGUAUUAAAGGAACAUCUGAUAUUUGACUAGGUUUCAAGUUUGGACAAUACUGAUUUAGACUAUAAUAUACAAUUACAACGUUUAAAUAAAUUCACUAGUACACAUUAACCUGAUUCGUGUAUUAAAAGUUUCGACUCAGGUAUUAAGAAAUGCAUCUGAACAGUAUAAAUCAAUUAAUAUUUUUGACAGAAAUUGAACAUUGUUUAUGUAUAAUGUAUAGUUUAUAUAUUUUAUUUUAUACGAGUUUAAUUCUAAUAUUUGAGAUGCAUAUAAACUCGCGUACUAAUCCGCAUCAAUUAAGCUUAUGCGCAUUAAAUUAGUGCGUAUUAGCGACAUCACAUAAAUGUGAUAUACUCGUAUAUAUCUUGAGAAUGGAUUUAAAUUGUAACGUGUAAUCGUAUUUAAUGAUAUAAAUUAUAGGCCUCGCUAUAACAUUGAAAUCUAUAAUCAAUUAUUAUCAAUAUUUAAAAUUGCACGCUGCAUUAUUACUAACAAUACAAUAUAUUGUAUGAAACUUAAUAAAUAUCAUACCAAAUAUUAACGUAGACCAAUCAUGUUUUAGGCCAACACUCCCGAUUGUUUGGGUAUGACAAUGAUGGAUAACAGAAAUCGUUGUAUGCCGAUGUCCGGCCGAAACCAUCAUGUUGGCAAUCCAUCCGGUUUUGAAGAAACCAUUCAUCGGGUAAGCAAACAAAUAAAAUAAGCGUCCCUUAAAUUUAUAAUUGUAAUUCGAACCUUUUUGUCUGAUGCUGCAAUAUGGUUUACAUUGCCUCGAUUUCGUCCGCAAACUUCGCGUUGCUAUUCAAAUAUUAUAUAUUUAUUAAAUUAUUAUGAAAUAUUUUGCGUCGUUUCGCAAAUAUGUUUUCUAUGUAUAAAAUUCAAGUUUAUAACGACACCGUAUGAUGUGUAUUAUAAAAAUAUUUAUUAAAAAUAAUUUCAAACAUUUAAAAAAUAUCGCUUUGAACGUUAUUUUUAUUUCAUUUUUUUUUUAAAAAAUUCUGUCUCGCAUAUUACAGUGCACAAACACAUUGUGAAGAUUUUAUCCUCGUAAAAGUAUAACGUUUAAAAUCCGAUAUAGAAUGAGGUAUUCGACCGAAAAAUGUGGUUUUCCAAAAUCUCAAAGUUCGGUAAAUUCGUCUUGUUCACCGGCGCAAGGAAUUUUGUUUUCCUGUAAUUCAACAAACAGAUUAUUAUGGCGACUAUUUCUUUGGGAAAUAAAAUAAAAUGUUACAACACAUAAGGACAUUUCGAAUUAUUGAAAUCUUUUGGAAGAUUAGAAGUAUCUUUUUCUUUUAUUUUUUUUUUUAGAUAUCUUUUAACCAAAUCUGCACGUGCAUCAUAUUAUUAUCGUAUGUUUAUAUUUUGCGUAUACAUAUAAACAUAAUACAUAUAUUUUAUAUGCUAUUUGGCAAGCGAAAAACUUUGGUCGAAAUAAAAUACAUAUUAUACGGUUUCUGACCGCGGUAUACGCGUAUCGGGUCGUUUCGAUCGCGCGUAUAGAAUCCGCUAUACGCUCGAAUAAUAAAAAAAAAAAAAAAAAAAAAACUGAAACCCACGUCCUAAUAAACAACGCGCCGAACAAAGCUCGGUUUUUGGGUUUUCUCGCCGUCCCUUCCAGAGUUUCACUUCUAACCGUUUUAUUUAUUUAUUUAUAUACGAGUAUAUUGUAGCGGACCGCCACCCGUCGCGUCUUCUUCGCUUCUUCCCGUUUGCCCUUAUCCCGCGCGCGCGAGUAUAUAUAUAUAUAUAUUAUAGUGUAAUAGUCGCACGUCUACAACUAUACAACGCAUGCGAAUAUUAUAUUUUAUAUGUCUGCGUUUACAGUUCAAUAUUCGACUUAUAGACCCCGGCGUUCCAUAUAUAUAUAUAUAUACGAACCGCAGUGUCGGCGGCGGCUCGUACACUAAUAAACAACAUUAAAGUCAGAUUAGGAGACGCGCGCGUGGCGGUGAAGUCGCCGCGAGUCAUUAAAAACUUUUCAACGCCAAGUCGUUGGUUUGUGUGUGUGUUUGUGCGUGCGUGUGUGCACCCACGCUGGAGAGAGAAACCCAUAAUGUUUGCCCCUUUUUUUUCGCACCGUAACGCCGCUGCAUGCAGUACCUUUUUUUUCUCUCGAUCUCUCUCACACGUGUACACGUAUGUGUGUUCGUUUCGUGAGGACCAUGUAUCGCACGUGCACACACACACACACACACACACACAACACACACACACACACACAACACACACACACAUACAUGCGCGAGCGCCCUCGCACACAAAAAGCCCGUGACGACGGUGUGUUAAUGCGCUCGCGUUUCACGACCCGCGGGGACCCAUUAAAGGUCGUGUGCGGCGGCCGUUACUACCGACCGGAGUAACAUUAAUCUUGUUAUGCGCGCGCGUAAAGCCGCGGCAGGAUAGGACGAAGAAUUUACAGUUAUGGCGGGUGAGUACGCGCGCCGCGGAUAAUAAUAUUCUUUCGCUCGGUAAUAUAAAAUACACAACAACUUUAUAGGCAUAGGUACCUAUACCUAUAAGCUACGCUGUAAAAUAAUUAUAAACGUUGCACCAAACGUGCGUUUUAUGCACGGGAUGACGGAUAUUAUCUAAUCGGUGCGAUGCAUAUUUUCCAGUUGAAAGUCCAAGAGGCUAUGAUCAAAAAAGAGCGUUUCGACCGGGAACACGAGGACAUCCUCCGGGAAAUACGUCAUGGACUAAUGCACUACGGUUCGAGUGGACCUGGACCGGGAAAACCAUCGCCGCGGAACAACUCGGACGAGACGUACAUGUACGACGACGAUAUGCUUCGGCACUGGUACGACGAACCGCCGUACGAGUCCGAUCCCGAGGAGUUGCUCAUGGAACACGCUAACAACAGGUUUGUGCCGCGAGCGGUUCUACGAGCUGUGACGUUAGUCACGUCGUCCUCCUCCUUUCUUGUUAUUGUUAUUUUCGUUUUCAGAGUUUACUACGGUUACGCCAAACAUAGGACACCACGAAACAAUAAUUCCGGUUCCGUCAUAUCGUUGCGCAGCGCCGGUGACAUAUCACUCUCCGGUGGCCAUCACCGCGGGAGUAGCGGCCACCGCCGACAAACGGCCACGGGCCUAUUGUUGCCAGCUUCUGGUUCCGGUCAACCAACCACCAUUAUACCGUUGAAGAGACAGAACAGGGAGAGCGGAGACUACGCCACGUCCGACGUACAAAGUGUUUGGUAAUUAUAAUGUAUUCUGUAUAUUCCAAUAAUAUAAAUAGAUGGAUUUUAUCGAUGCUGCUUAAAAUAUGACAGAGACUAUAGAUUGAGAUGGUAUACGAUGGGCUUGUUGCAAGAAGAAUAAACGAUGUAUGAAAUAAUAGUAAAAAACAUAAAUUAAAUAAGUAUUAUAUAUAGACGGGAGCCGGAGAAAUGAUAGGCAUGCAAAAAAAAUAAAAGUCACCUCUUAUACGUAUAGGCGUAGAGAUACGUGAGUUUGUGGGGCAGAUGAAGAAAUGGUAGAUAAUGAUAUAAGAAUAUGUGAACAACAAAAAUAAAAGUAGCCGGCCCGUGGGAUGAAAGACCAAUUUAUUAAUGUAUGCGAUUCGUCAUUUAAUAAAGGAUUUUCCUCUAGUGUCUAUAUAUUGCAUCAGACUCUCUCUAUAAUAUUAUUAAUACCGAUUUGUCUUACGUUUUAUCACCCUACAGUGAUAAUAUUAUAAUAUAUUGGCAGCCCGCCGACUAAUUACUUACUAUACUUUAAUCUAUGUAAAUAAAUCUAACACGAAGACGGUGUAAUUAAUUUGCAUUACAAAAUCGCAUCAACAAUAAUUAUACUAAAUGAUUAACCGUACGUUAAAUCGGGUAUUGAUAACAUUAUCACGUGCGUAUACUAUUUAUUUUUGUUGUUUUUUUUUUUCGACAACCAGAGAGUUAUCUAUAUUCAUAUCGUCUCACCCCUAUAUUUUAUAUUAUAUAAUAUAAUAUAUCCAACACUCCCUAAUUAUUCCAUAACGUAAUAAGUCAUCUAUAUUUAAUCUUCCUACGCAUAAUUUUUUAAAUAGGGUUAGUGCCUCACUGCUACUACUGUCCCCAGAGACUUGUCGUCGCCGGUCCUAAGAUAAAAAAUGAUUAUUUUUUUUAACGGUGUUUUUGUUUUCCACUACUUAAUAUUUGUUGGCAUUUUAAAACAUGAAAUAAAAUUUAAACCUCGUGUUGUCAUAAUAAUAUGCAGUUUACCGUUAUUACAAAUACAUAUAUGUAUGUAUACGCAUUUCUAACUCGUUAUUUACCACUGUCUACCUUUUUUUAUUUCUCUCGUAAAAUAAUUUUUACUAAUUGGUUUUAUUAUUUAAAUAUGCAAAUUGCAUUCGGUUGUAUAUAAUAUAGUUAUUACUAUUAAAAUGUUGUUUUUAAUUUUUCACAAUCAACGUACGAAGUAAUGACAUAAUAAUAUGUGUUUAGCAAUUUUCAAUACGAAAGGUAUUCAAAAAUAUCUGCAUCAGACAUAAUUCUUUUAACUAAUGUUUCAACUGAACAAUCCGAGGAUUAUUAUUGGCUUCGGUGGCAUGUUUCUAAAUAAUAUAUCGGAUUAAUAAAAAAUAUUUAGCCGUCAGCAGUAUUCAAAAUGAGAAAUGGUGAUGCAUCUCUAUGGGUAUAUUAAACAUGUUAACUUAAAUGGAGAAAGUAUAAAACGUUAUACCUAGUAUUGUUUCAUUCGUUUUGUUUUUUAUUUCGCAGGAACAUCACGUUGAGGCUUGAGAAUCCGACUGCAAUUGCUUUUUGUAGUAAAUUUAUGACCGGACGCUAUCUUAUCUUUUUUUUUUUUAAUGGAUAUAUAGAAAGGUGUUUUGUAGUUUAGGAUUUCGUGUACUUCUUUUUACCCUUAAAUGUGCCAUAAAUUUGCCGAUAACGUAUAGCAAUUGUAUAGAAAUCAAUUUCAUACUUGCCGAGUAUGUUUAACGCCACUCUUGGGCGGAGUAUUUAAGUUUUUUUGUCAUUGUGUGUUGUAUAAUAUAUCAUAAUAUAAGAUUAUUAUUCGAAAAUAAGCUUAUACGCGAUUUACCGGUUUCCAUAAUUGAUAACAUUAAUAGUUGAUUAUGGGUUAUUGAUAACAUUUUUUUUUUCUUUUAACCAUCUUUAUUCGUUUUUCGUUCAUCAUUUCAUAAAUACAACUAUUGUAUAAUUUUCCGUGGUUUUUAAAUUUUUUAAGUAAGUUUUUUUACCUUAGUGUGCUUUAUGAAGUUAUUUUAAUAGGUAAUAAAAUUAAAAUUAUUAUUUUAAAAUAAUAUUUCAUGUUUUUAAAUUAUCCGGUAGUUUGGCUAUAAUUUAUGCUUGAAGCUUAACAAAUUUUUAUUUUAAAAUCAGUGGAGCAUGGUAGGUUUAAAAUGAAUCUUGAAAUAUACGAUGUAUUCGAUAGUAUCGAUUAAUCGAUAAUUUAAUCGAAUACAGUCGAUUAUUUUAAAAUAAUUGACUAUCGAACAUUUUGAGUGACUACUUUGCAGGCCUAAUUUGGAUAUUACGACCCAAUGUUUUUUUUCUUUUAAUUUUAAAUUAACAGCCAAGUACAUUUAUAUAACAAUAUUAUUCAAUGAUUUCUGUUGAAUAUGUUUAAUACAAUUGUUUCUGUUUAUACAGUUUCUCGAAUUAAAAAAAUAAUAGAAGAAGGACUGUGUGAUACAAAUUAGCUUCCUUUAAAAUUAUUGAAUUUAGCCUAACCCGCCCUUAAACCACUUUCAAACAUAUUUCAAUAAUAGGUUAUCUGAAAAAAAACUAUACGAUCAAUAAUACUCCUGCAGGCUAUUUUUUAUUUAUAUAUUUAUUUACUUCAUAUAUAUUAAUAUGCAUUACCAUUUAUAAUACUAUAAUAUUAAAUUAUAAAAAAAUAAAUAUACAAUAUAAAAUAUAUUUGAGUUGAUAGUACAUGUUUAUUGAAAAUAUUAUUAUUUGCAAAAAGAGACGUGCUAGUAAAAAUAAUUGAUAAGGGGACGCUAAAAAAAAGUAGCUCUGUCCCCUUGUAUACCAUUCCCCUAUUUAUACAAUGGAUUUAUGUAGUAUUAAGUAUUUACCUCAAGAAGAAAUAAUUUAAAAUACGAUCGACAACAACGAAAAAAAGUUUCAGUUUUCAACGUUAUUUAGCAUGGCGGUAUGGACUAAACGCACCUACAAAAUUUACUCUAAAACGUUUGAGUUUAUUUUUUGUAAGCAUGUAAAAAGGAGUCAAAAUGGUAAAUUAAUUUUAUAUUUGUGUAUAUAUUUACUAUGUUUUGGACACGGCUAUAAUAUAUUAUAGGUGCUAAUGUAAAAUUAAUGUGAUAAUGCGUAACGGAUAUUAUUAUUGCAUGUGAUAAUAGUUGUGAGAAUAGAGUUCUCGCGGUGAAAGUGAAAAGUACACACCUAUGAGUACUCGUAUAUCAUUUUUUUUUUUUUUGUAAAUGUGACCCUAUUAUAAUUACACCUUGUUAUUAUUAUAUUUUACUUAUAAAAUAAAGAAAGAAAGAAAAAAUGCCCGGUAGAAUAUGAUUUUUUUGUGUUUCUUCUUCUAAGCCUCGACCAUGACUUCGGUAUUUUUUACGUUCUAUGCGAUUAUCCGAACCUCACGGUUAUCACCAAGGUCAACCGAUCUCACGGUUCAUCAUAUCACAAAGUGUUUUCGUUAUAUGAUAAUUAUUAUUAUACAUACUAUUUUAAUUCGGUAGUGUUCUGAAUUAUUCUAUCAAUAUUCUCAAAAGUUUAUUUAUAUAAUAUAUAAUAUUUGUUUGUAAUAAUUAAACAUUACAAACAAAUUAUCUUUUAUAUUUUUGUAGAUAAAAAAAUAUAGUAUCUGGUUAAAUUAUGAUGGUUUGACUAAAAGCCAUGCAUUAGAUACUCUAGGUUAUAUAAUAUCUAAAUUACACUACUAAUUUUAUAAAAAUAAGACGUACUUUAAAAAAAAAAAAAAAUUAUAUUUUGUAUGUAGUAAAGGAAAUAUUAGUUUUAUCAAGAUGCGAUUUUUUCUAUUUAAACAUUUAACGUACUAAAACCUCAGGGGGGCAUAUAAUACUACGAGUUUAGCCAUCCCGGGGCCCCAAGCUCUUGCUAAUGGAAAACCCUGGUGGGUGAUUCCAGUAUGCAAAUGGCAUUGUUUCUGUAGGGUGGAGAAAUUGACCUUCUAGUUGACAAUACCAUUCUUCAAAUGGAUCAAAUAUUUGGGAUAAAGGUGAAGAAGAAGACUCCAUCUGUAAAAUGUUUUGAUAUUUUCACGCAGUACUUUAAAAGAUGCAGCAUUUUCACUCAAUAGUACUUUGCUUAAAACCCUGGAGGCUUUUCACCUUGGACAGAAUCACGUAUGCUUGGCCACACGUAGAUACUGAAUUACAAACGUCUAAUAAAAAUUUGGUAAACUUAAUCCUUAAAUUUAAUUGAUUGUAAUGACGUAGGCCAAGCAAAUGAGAAAUUGAUACCGGUGCACAUAAACUCGGCUAAUGACUUAAAACUUUCUCAAAAUCCAUUCUUAUACAUUAAACUAUGUGAAAAAUUUAUUUUGAAUUUAUGUUUAUCGGUUAGGUUAGGUUAAUGCCUAACCUAACUGUCAUCAAUAUCCUAUAUGACUUGCUCAAUAGUGUCAAUGGAUCUAUUGAUCAGAUCUAAACUGACGUCAGUGUAUAUUAUAAUAGAGUGUAAUUAAAGUAUCCAUAUAUACGAAGACCCGCUUUUCGUUUGUGUUAAAUAUUCGAAUGAUAGAAAUGAAAACUCCACUUAUAGUAAUUUUUAAUAUUACCAAAAGUAGUUUAUAGUAUAAAAUAAUAUUGAAAUAUUCAUUUUCGUAACAUUAUACCAAAUAUCAUUCAAAAAAUUAGAUUCAUAAAGAAUAAAGGGACAUUCUCUUCUGAUUUUCGACUUUAAAAUAUUUGAAUUCACUGUGACUUAAUACUCCUUAUACUUACAGAGACGUUUACCGAUGUAUUUCUCGCGGUAAAAUAAAUAAUAUUUCACUAUAUUUCUGUAACUUAAGCGUUACUUUUAACGAGGCAAAUGGAUUUAUUAUAUUAUAUAUAUUAAAUAAGUAUUUGACGAUUUGAUCGCUUAUUUUCACUCGCACAAUAUGUUAAAACAGACGGGUGCUCGCGUGAAAUAUUAAGGCUUAAGUCGAUCGUUAUAUUGUACAGAAAUCCAGAUAUUUUUACCGAUUUACCUAAACAUACAUUUUUUUUCAAUAUUAUAAAUAUAGUUUUUAAACAAAACCGUGUGCUCUUAUAGUACAGAAAAAAAUCUUAAUUAUACGUCGCUAUAGUUUACUUAAAAUAAUAUAAUACACAACGGACACGUAUAAUAUUAUUGUAUAUAAUUAUUAUAAUUCCACGCUUUUAAUUGGAACGUACCUUUAUAUACGUUUCCUUUUUGCAGCGGGUUUAUGCUUGACGGUGCCCUUUUUGAAAUAAUUAUAAUUAUGGAAACUAAAAAAACACCCUAUGUCAUUGGGAUUUUUAUAUAUUCGUAUAUAUAUUAAUUAUAUUACGGAUAAUAUUUAAAAUUAGGUAAUGUCGACUUUUCGUUUAGUAGAACUGAUGUUCUGUAUUAGUUUUAAUAUUAUAGCGAAUUGCCCUAUUGUCAAACUUAAAAGUAGGAACAUUGUAUAUGUUUUUGCAACCAAUUUUUUUUCUCGAUAUUUAAAUUUGUUAGCUAGAUACAAAGAUUUUUAAACUGUUAUAUUUCACAUACUCGUAUUUCACUUAAAAGUUAAAAUAUUGACACACGAAACUCAGACCAUGGUUUUACCGUUAAAAGGACGCCACUACUGAGCAACAUGCAAAAACAAUGUUUACGUAGACUAUGUAAAACUAGCUUAGUUUUGAAUUUAGAGUAAAAUUACCUAUUAUGAAAUGUAUAGAGAAGAAUAUUUUGGAGGGAACCUCAUGAGGUUUUUGUAUUAUCCUAAAUAUACGAGUACAGUUUGAUAAAACACACAAACCGCUUUUUUUUAGUAUUUUAAAUAACUGUAACUUUUUUAAUACUUAAUGAUUCAAAAAACACCUUUAAGAUUCCCUCCAAAAUAUUGUUCUAUAUAAAUUUCAUAAUAGGUACUUUUACUCUAAAAUCAAAAUUAAGCUAGUUUUAUUUAGUCUGCGUUAGCAUGAAUUUUGCGUGUUGCUCGGUAAUUAAACUGAGACAGUAAUUGCGGGUGUGGUGUCCUCUUAAGUUUGAUAUUUGGUCACUUUACUUUAAUAUUAAAACACAGCCCAACAUCGAAUAAAAAGACAAACAUUUGACAUUAUACAAUUUUUAACAUUAGCCGUAACAUAUAUAUAUAUAUAUAAUAUGAAACAUAAUAUAUAUUAUUAUGUCUCAUUGACCAUUUAUGGAUAGUGAUGGAGCCCAUAGUAUAAUCGAUCAGAUCAUAGAAUACCUGCUUUAUAAUCUCUCAUCGACCCAGUUCUCUUUAUCCCUCCUAAAUGCGCGUACAAAUAAAUUAUUAUACGGAAUACGAACAUAGUGUAUAAUUAAAUUUAUAAUAAAAUAAUAAAGUAAAAACAAAAUUAUUAAAAUGGUUAAUACUCGUAAAUAAAUAAAUAUAUAAAUAAAAAAUUAAAUACAAUUUUUGGGUUAUAAGAUAGAUAAUGAAGGACUCCAUGUUCUUGAGACUAGAAUUAAGGCUAUAACAUACAUCUGGUAUAAUAAGGAUUUUCGACUAUCUUCAACAGUUUUUAUGACUGAAUUUAUUAAACCAGCUGCUUUAAUAAAUAAUACCUAAAAAAUAAUAAUAAUGUUAUUAUUGUACUUAUCUUCAAAAUAAUUAUAAUGAAAGUAAAUAAAUAUAUAAAUAAAAAAUGUGUGUAUAAAAAUAAAAUAAAUAAAUGAAUCUAUGCGUUACUUGGAGUUUUAUGAUACGUGAAUACACUUAUACUACUGGUUUCGAAUUAAAAUCAAAAUUAUCAUAAUAAUAUAAUCAUCAUAAGGUGUAUCACAAUCAAAGUGUAAAAGAUAACUGAAUAUAAAAAACUAAAUGAAAGAAUACAUAGAAAAAAAAAAAAAGGAAAAUUAUACAAAUUGGUCGUUUUAUAUAGACUACAGAAAUAAUUUAUUUUCAUAGGAGAGAUUAUUUAAAAUUAGUUAUUAUUAGACAUAGGUAUGUUAAAAAAUAUAAAUUAUUUGGUUAUUAUUUAUUAUCUGAAAUGUAUUGAUAUAAGAUAUUAUUUUUAAAGUCGGUUUAAACAUUCAAAAUAUUAUUAAAAUCAUUUUUUUUAUUUCAUUAUUUAUGAGUAAUUCUUCUAAAACUGAAUUAAUGUAAAUGUUAUUUUAGGUACUUAAUAUUUCUAAGUCUGUAUUAAUAUCAAAACUUAUAUUAUGGUUAUUUUCUAAAACAUAUUAGCAAGAUUUUAAUUAGGGGCAGUCUUUUAUAAUUUUAUUUCAGAAAUGUGUUAUUAUAUGUUAUUUUAAAAUUUCUAUUUGUCUUACACCUGUAUAGAAUUUAUUACAGUUACAUUUAAGUUUAUACAUAACGAGCAUUUCCAAAAGAUGAGUGAUUUUUUGUAAAGUUUUUAGUUCUAUUGUUUAUAUAUUUGAUUAAAUUAUUGUUAGUCUUAAAAGCGAUUUUUACAUUAUUUGUAUUAUUGUUCAGAAUUUUAUCGAAUUCGUUAUUAUUCAUACUAUUUUGAUAUUUCAUACUACAAUAGUUAACAACAUUAUUUGGUGAGUUGUGUAUUAUUUUUUUUUUUAAUGCCUUUAUGAUUUUUUCAAUAGUAUUUAAAUUGAAAUUAUUUCUAUGAGCUAUAUUAUAGAUAAUAUUGAGCUCGUGUUGAUAAUUAUAUUUAUUUAAUGGAAUACGUCCAAGCCUAUAGAAUAUUAAAUUUAAAAAUUAUAUUUCUUGAGAAUAGGGGUGAUUAAAAUCGCGUAGUAUUAUAGAAUCAGUUUAUGUAGGUUUCUUAUAAAUACUAAAAUCAAAUUUAUUGUUUAUUAUAAAAACUGUAUAAUCUAAGAAAUUUAAUUUAUUAUUAAUUUGUUUUUGGAGUGUAUAUUGAAAGUUUUAAUUUAUCUUAUUUAACUAGUUUUAAAUAAUUUCUUAUAUUAAAAUAAAUUAUUUCUAUAUUCUAUGUAAAACGACCAAUUUUUAUAAUUUAAUUUUUUUUUUUACAUGUAUUCCUCCAUUUAAUGUUUUAUAUUCAGUCGCGUUUUACAUUUUGACUGUGUUAUAUCUGAUGAUGAAUUUUUAAUUCGAAACCGGUCGUAUAAUAUUCAUAUCAUAAUACUACAGGAGACGCAUUGAUUCAUUUAUUUAUUUUAUUUGUACACAUACAUUUUUUAUUUAUAUAUUUAUUUACUAUAUUUAAUUUAAUUUAAUCAAAUGUACCGCAUUAAACGCUUAAUCGCUUAUGACUCAAUCAAAUAUUAUUUAAUAUGUAUAAGAUAGUUUACUCUAAUGCAAUCAUUCAUUCUAUAUAUUACAGUUCUAGGAUGUCGUCUUUAUCCGUGGAGACCAACCGAUCAGACUAUGAUCAAGAACUUUACCACAGGCUCAGGAUGAAUGUAAGUUUACGCAAUAUUAUACACAAUAUGUAUUGUGGGGCUAUAUGCCCCACACAAUACUAUAUGUAUAGACCCCGCCCCCUUGAAAACAUUUUUUUUUUCACUAAUUUAUUGUGUUUUCUUGUGUAUAGGGAAUGGACACUAUGGUCUCACCUGGCCACAGUUCGGAUUAUGCCGAUCAGGAAGACUCUUUUGUUCAGCAAUCGCCCGUACGUAUAUUGUCUAAUGCGAUUAUUAUUGUUUUCGAUUUUAUACGCGUUUUUUUUUUUUUCUAUGUACAACCUUUCUGUUUUCUUCUUUCAGCGUCACAGUAGAAGACAACAUCAUAGAUCCAAAGCGUCCACGAAGCAACUAAAACAAAAUCAAGGACCAAAUCGUCACCAUAGUUCUGCCGAAAGUUUGCCGAGCACUUCCAGUAAGUAUUUCGAUUCUUCCACGUGCAAAAUACGUUUUCAGUUAUAUUCGAAUACGUUAUUCUAUGAUAGGCGUCCAAGCGUUAAUGGGAGCAGCAUCACAGAGUUCCGAAGAGUCUCCAACUUCUUGUGAUGGAAUUCAAAAGAUACAAGUGUUGGCGUUAGCGAGAGCUAUUUCCAAUAGCAGUCCAAACCCUUACGACAAGGACGCAUUGAAAUUCAAUGUGAGAAUAUUAUUAUUAGAAGAAAAUAAAAUCAUUCUUGAGCAGUAAAGCUCUAUCGACUGUCACUAGAGUCAAAUUUUCCACAAACAAAAAUUUUUUUUUUUUUGUUAUUGAAUAUUUAGUACACAUUUUGUAUGAAUUUGUAUGUAAAUUGUCUUGAUUUUUUUGUAUUGAGAGUCAAUCACGGAUUCGACAAUAUGACACAUUUUUUUGCAGUAAAUUAAUUUUUAAAAAGAAGGGAGUUGAAAGACGUCUCUUCUGCCCCCUUCCCCAAAUUGAAAUACUUGUAAAAAUUGAAAUGUUUCAAUAGCUAUUAAUUUAUAUGUCUAAUCCUGAAAUUCCUACAACUUUCCUAACUGAUUAAAAAUCAGUUAUAAUAUCUAGUUAUAGUAUAAACCUACAAUACUAUACUUAACCUUCCCAAAAAUAUUAAACUUUUAACAUAAGAAUGCUUGGUGUGGUGGUUAAAUUUUGAAACCCCCAAAAGGUACACCCUCGAUACCAAAUGUUAUUUUUUAUUUUUAUUUAAAUUUUUGAUUUCUGUCAAGCUAUUAACAAGAUAUUGACAGAUAUAAGUUUGAAUUAGAGAAAAUUAGUGGAGUAUCAUUUGUGUGAUGGUACAGCUCAUGGUGUUGUUGUAUACCUAUCUUUCAAUGGUACACCUCUACCUAUUUUUAAAAGCUCAAACAACCAUAAUUUAAUCGGUUACAGAUCAGACUUGGAAUAAGGCUAUGUAUUGUGGCUACUCAAAAUAAACGAUAUUUCGCACUGGCUUAACUUCUUUAUUAUAAUUAAAAUACAAACAUACAAAUAUCGGGUCUCUCAAAAACAAUACAUGUAUACACACAAAUGUGUUUCGAUCAAAAACCCGCAUUGACCCAUUGGCUCAUUUGCUUCAUUAGCCUAUACAACAGUGUUAGCAAUGCACUACUACUCUCCUCCUAUCCAAACUUAAAACUGGAAUAUCUUGUCAAUAGUUUGACAGAAAUCAAAAAUGUCAACAUUAAAAUUUAUUUUAAUUAACACUUCAUUUAUUUAUGGACUUUUAAAUAUAGGUUGUAUCUUUAAAAUCAAAAGUAGGUAGUAGUAUUACCCCCAAAAAUAAGGGUGACGAAAAAUAACAUGUUUUUUACAUUUUCUAGAAAACAAAUUCCGAAAAAAAUUAUACUUUCUGAGAUAAUGAGUGUACCCAUUUAAAUAGAUCACAUGGGUACACAUAUAAAAUUUCAUCCUCUUGGCUUUAUUUUUGUGGUCUGUAAUGAUGUCCAAAACUAAACAAAUAUUCCUCCUAUAAUAACAUAGUGAAAUUUAAAUUAAUAGUCCACCCAACUUUUAUAUUAUCACUCUGUCCAUAGAACGAAUAUAAUUUCCAAGUUAAAAUUCAUUCAGAGGGAAUGUCAUUAAAACUGUACAAACGAAGUGGGAAAAAAUAUAUAUAUAUAUAUGAGAUUAUAGGCUGCAAUAUGGUCUCUAUUUUCAAUGGAAAUUCGACAAAACUAAAUUGUAAAGUUAUUAACAAAAUAUUUGUUGAUAUAUUUUAGAAAGGAGAUGUUAUACUAGUGACCACUAUGAAUGCUAGUGGUAUUUGGAAAGGAAUGGUCAAAGGCUAUGAUAGAAUAGGUACAUUCAAAUUCGGAAAGGUCCAGCCUUUAGUCAACGAGAGCAAUGGACUUGAAAAAAGCAAAGAGAAUGCAAAACACAGGCCAAAGUCAUUGCUUCAACUGCUCAGGACUAUAGGAAUGGAGGUAAUUGUUGCUUAACAUUUACAUUAAUUCUGUAGGUAUUGGAAGAAUUACAUAUUUAUAAAUUUAAAAUAAAGGAAAUUAUUUAAAAACUUCUUAAAUGUGCUAACAGAUUAUAAACAUAAUAAUCUAUCAUACUAAUAAUAUAUUUUAUACUUAAAAAUAAAAUGUCUUAAGUCUAUGCCAUCUAAGCUCUUCACUUCAAUAAAACACAAUCAAUAAUACUUCAGGCUAAGUUUUGUUCGUAUAUUUCUUUAUUUUUGAUAUUUUUUACAAAAAUGUCAAUAUUCAUUAUAUUUUGUUAUUGUCAAUUGUAAUGAUCUAAAAUAAUAAUAAUAAUAAUACAUUUUUUGCAUGAGCAGGAACAAAUGUCCGUGUUUGCAAUGAAUGGUUUUGGCGAUCUUCAGUCGUUUUGUGAGAUCCGUGAAACAGACUUAGACUAUAUGGGCAUAAUGGCACCAGAACAGAGAGCAAGAAUUUUAGCAGCUGUUCAAGUCAUGCACGAUUACCAAUGUAUACAUUAAUCAUUUACUAUCCUAUAGUUUUAGUAUAGAAUUCUCGUUUGACAUGGUUUUUUUCCCCCCAACAGCACCUGAAGAUGAUUCUAGCAGCACUGAGGAAAACAAAACAGAUCCAAGCUGUGACGAUUCUCAAGAAGGCGGUCAACGCGCAGUUUCUACUGCAGACUUUCCAAAACUAAAGCAGACACCCAAACCACGUUUCUCAACCAAUAAUAGUAACAACGCUCCACUGUCUUCCCCAGAGUUCAACAAAAAAACACAAAUGUCCACAGAUGGCCAUCAACAUUUUGGUGAAACUUCCAAUGUUUCUGUGGCAGCCACUAAGCUGAACUCAUGCACUUCUAGUGAAAAGUCCUCGGACUCUGGUGUUAGUAGUUCUAGUUCGUCUGUAUGUUUCAGUAAUAUGAGUCGGGGAAAACGAAUUGGAGCAAAUCAACUAAACAAUAAGAAUAAUUUUGGGGGACACUUGGUGCAAAAUGUUAAAGAUUGUUGAAUUUUUCUAAACAAAAUCAAUUUCCUUGUGUGAUAUCAGUUUAUGCUGCUUAUUCCUAGAAAAAAUACAACAAUUUUUGUUUAAACUUGCAUUUACUUAAUAAUCUCGGGCAUUUUUUUGUAUUUAAUAAUCAAAAUAUUAUUAUUACUAUUAAGUAGUUUUAAAAAUUCUAGUUUCAUUAUAAAAACAAAUAACAGUGUGUUUAAUGCUCUGUUAUAAAAUAAUGCUUGUAAAUUCCUUUAGCCCAAUUCUAGCCUUUGUUUAUUUAUGUAUGUGAUAGUGUACAUAAUACUCCAUACUUAUCAGUUAACUUGUGGAUUCUUAAGUCUUACGAAUUUUGUGGACAAGGUUUUAGUCAAUUUGUUGUUGUUUACAAUAAUUUUUUUUUCUUUUUGUUACCAUAAUAAUUGUACAUUAAUGGACAUGAUUGACUUAAUGAAAUAAUUCAUUUUAUGAAUUUAAUAAGAACUGUUUAGAAUCAAAAUGAUUUACCUAUUAGUGUAUAGUAAAAUCACAAAACUAAAUGUUAGUUACAUGGGUAAAAUCAAACCAUUAGAUAAUGAUAAUAUUGUUAGUAUUUAGUUGGGUAUUUAGAAUAAUAUAAUAUUAUAAUUUAUAAUAAAUUUCUACUGAUAAGCAUAUAUUAUGUAAAUAUUAUUUUUAAUUUAUUGAAAGUUAUGACAACUAUUAAACUAUUCCUUUACGUGUCAAUAUAACAAAAUGUUUAUGUAAAUAGUUUAUACAUGUGAACAAUCAAAAUAUUACCUUUUGUCAAAUAAAUACCAAAAAUUAAAGAAUACAUUUUUGUUUUUAAAUAAUUAUUAUUGUUUUGUCAUUUAUAUUAUUGAUUAGUAUUGCUACUCACUUGGUAAAAUGCGCAAUCAAUCAAUAAGAAUCUGUUCUAUAAUGUAUAUGAUCGCCUUGAAAAUUG